CGGCCGCCGUCCGACCGACUACACAACACGCGCGUCUGUCGCCCUUAUCGAUUUUCCGAACGGGGCCGAACAGGCGCUCCGGUUGUUGUGCCGCGGUCUUUAGUUCCGGCGUCCCAUCCACCGCGGUCGGAUCCGACGCGUUCGUUCGUCGCAAUAAAGCCCCGCCGGACACGGGCGAAACGACGACGACGGUGCACCGUGCAGUUGAGUCUUAUGUAACUGCACUGCUCGUGGAUCGCCCGCUCCGCCACUUGACCACUGUGAGAACAAAAUAUUUACAUAAGUUUGUUUAUCAGUCUAAUCGGCGCUGGCAUCACACUCACCCCUACGGAAUUCUAUAACCCGUACGUAUUAUUUUAAGUCAUCGAGCCUAAAUACUUACCGCUGUAAAUACUCGAAGCAAAUUAAUUAAGUAAUAUAUUAUAUUAUUGUGUGCGCUAAGCCCGGAUUAAGGAUCAAUUGGGCCUCGAAACACCACUGCACAAUUAGCACGUCACUUUCAACUCAAACAAUUUUACUACCACAAUUUUACGGUUGUAUAUAAUUGUAAAAUUUUAUACCAUACAAAUUUAAAAAUUAAUAAUUAUGUACACCUUAUAUUUGUUUCCAUUACUUUUUCUUUUGCUAAUUAUUGUAAAGUCUCAUUAAAAUCGAUCAAUUACAAAAUAUAUUUUUCUAAUACUUUAAUUAUUUUACACUUUCUUGAGUCUGUAGCCUUGUCCUAUAAUUAUUUUCUGAUCAGCCCCCCUUAUACAAAACUCCAUCAAAAAAAAAAAUAUAUUAACAGAAGGAUAAUGCUGUAGGACACUCUGUAUGUUUAAAAUACGUAAUACUUAUUCAAAUUUUAAAACAUUUUAUUGUUUUAUUUUUAAAAAAUGGGAAUUUUUUUUAGAUUCUGAGUAAGGCGAGGAAUGUAUUGGUUUUACAAUGAUGUUUUUUUAUCUGUGAACAACUUUUUUACCAGUAAUUUUGCUCCGAUUUACAUUGUAAAACAUUUUUUUUUAAAGGAAAUAUGAAAGAGGAGGUGCUUUAGGGAGGUUAUUUUUUCAUUUUCCCAAUAAUUUGGAAAACCCGGAAAAAACUUAGGAAAAACGGGAAAAUAAGUAAAAUAUUAAACAAAUAUUAUUAAAUAAAAUGUUUAAUGCAUAUUGUGUAAUAACUAGCUGUCCCGUGUCCGGUGUUGCCCGUGACAAUUUAUAUUAUUAUUAUUUUACCCAUAUUCAUUUUUGGUUUUGACCCUGUUAGAAUUGAAUGAAAACAAAUAGAUGGAAAGUGGGUAGUCCACCUUCGGUGGAUUAAAUGUGUUCUAUUGUAAAAUUUGAAUAUUUAAAUAAUAGUAAUAAUAAUAAUUAUAAUAGUUUUCUUUUUCAUGGCAACCCUUGAAUAAACAAAAAUCUUAUAUAAAUAAAACAAAGUCGGGUUAGUUGCAUCAUUUAUAACUUAAGAACGCUGGACAGAUUUUGACGAUCACAUAGUAUUUUUCGACUAAUUUCUAAUAAUAAUUAAUCACCAUUUUUUUUCAUCCCUGUUACCGGCGUAACACAAAUCGACAAAAAAAUUUGUACUUAUUAAAUUAUAAGCUAAAUUAUUUGGGGUUGCUCGUAUAUAUAUAUAAACGAAAAUACUAAAAUCUCGAUUAAAAAAUAAUGGGUGGCGGUAGGAGGGUGAAAAAUACUUUACGAUCUAUUCUCAGACCUACCGAAUGUACACAAAAAAUUUCAUGAAAAUCAAUUAAGUCGUUUCGGAGGAAUUCAAUAAUAAACACUGUAACUGGAGAAUUUUAUGUAUAAGAUUUUACCGUAAUAUGACAUAUAUAUUGUUGACAAAGCAUGAAUAUCAACCAAACUCUGCUCAGAAUCGUCAGAAUUGCGUUAGAAAUAUAUACAUUAAAUUUCCUUUCUACCAUCCCAACUUCCCACCUACAAUACUAGCUGCACCAGUCUCAAUUAUCCUUUGAUAGUUUUUUCACUUCUUUAGUGUAACUGUCAAAUAUAAAAUAUCUAUUAUAUCUAUAAUAAUAAUAAUAUAAAAGACAAUUUUUCCAAACAGAAAUAUAAUUUUUUUUAAUCACCAUUUAUAUUAUAAUUAAAAUACAUACAGGGUGAUUCACUAAGCGUGCCUAAUCUAAUUCUGAUAUUUGGAGUUUUUAAGUGUAGUUAAAGCCAAUAUUUUCGAUCACUUAGAUUAUUCACGACAUUUAAAGGAGUAUCCUUUGGCGAUACCAACUUUUUAAAUUAGAAUCUAUAUUAUAAAUUCUAUAAAUAGAUGGAGUAUUACUUUAAAUGAAUGUUGGUGUCAACAUUUUUGAUUUCCAUCAACCCGUUAACGAGAUAUUCCACUUUUAAGUUUAGGUAGUAGGAGAUAAGUGGAGUAUUAAUUGUAUGACGGCAUGGCGCACGGCGUUUUAUUAGUAUUUAGGUUAGGUUCAGAAUAAUUUUGUAGUUCAAAGUAAACAUAAAUUAUUAUUAGCGAUAAAUUUAAGCUCAAAUCGUUCAUUUUUAUUAAUAAAUUUGUCAACGCAUUUUCAUAAAUUUCUUUUGUUUUUUCCGUUAGUAAAAAAAAAAGACGGAUAUACUGCGUACAAUGGACCACUGUUGUAGGUGGGAAGUUGGGAAGAUAGAAUAUAAAGAGGAAUUCGAUAUAUAUCUGUACAUAACGAUUAAUAUACCCUAUCGGAAAACGAUUCUGAACAGAGUAACGGCCGUAAUAUUUACGAUUUUUGUUAAAAUUUGAUAUUGAAAUACUUAUAAAAAAUAAAAUAUACUACAUUAAACUCAACUUUUUUUUCUUAACCACUAAUUACAACAUACAAUAAACCUCCUAGUCAAUUUUCAAGCAUUUCUGUUGGGUAUAUCUACCGAAUAAAAAUUAAAAUGUCUAUAAACAGCUCAAAAAUGGCUCAAAUGUUUUAAAAAUAUAACCACGUUUAUAAAUGGAAAAUAUCAGGUUGCUAACUAAAUAUCACUAAAUACAUUUUAAACUGAAUUACAAUAAAAAACAAAAUUUGUCCUACGUUUUUUCCCAACUAUUAUGAAAACUGCACGGAAAUCAAAAAAUUACUUCACAAAAGAACUAGCUAGAUAAAAUUCCGUUUCAGAAAGGAUACUACACUUGAUACAUCGAAGCAAGAUUUCUGGUAAAAUUUUUGUAGAGUAUAAAAAAAAAAAUCUGACAACUUUUGAAUAUACCGCUGACAAACAAUAUUUCGCACUCAUUUAAAUAUUUUUAAUAUUCUUGUGUUGUAAAAGCUACAAUUUUUUUUUUUCGUGAUUAUUAAUAAAUACAAAUUCUUCGUUUCGAUUAGUUUUGAUGUUCAAAUUAUCUAAAGCUGUAUGAAAUUCAAUCAAAGUAUCUGGCAGUUUUGGAUAAAUGCUUGAUCAGAUAUAAUAUAAAUUGUUUAUUACACGCGUGUAGUGUCAUCAGCUGUGGUCCAUGUACUAAUAUCUUCCUGCUUUAAUAGAGUUUACGAUGCAGUAUUUUAUUAGGUUUUUCAAAAGGAUAGUCUUCAAAUUUACGUUUUAAAUUAUUACACACCUAUUUUCCAUUUAUUUUUUGUUGGUCAUAAUCUCUGUUAUGAUUGUGAUCUAUAUUAUGGAAUAUAACUUUAUAUUCACUAUUUAAUUUUAUAUGAGUCUUACACGAACUUUUGCAACAAGCCCACCUUUCAAUAUCAUUGCACAAAAACUUUUGAAAAUUAAAUUUAAAAUCUUCAAUUACAAAUUGUUUUUAGAUUCUGAGUGGAGCCUAUUGAUCAUAGAGUAUAUUGUGAGUAUACGGCACUCGUGGUAAUCCUGUAAAAUUUUUUUUCUUCAUUUAAAUGAAAAUCAUACAUGGCACGCAAUUCAAACAGACCUCUGUAUAGAGGUGCAGCCUUAAUUACAUACUAAUUGCGUCCUGUUUAUAUUUUGUAUUAAUUGUAUUAUUUAUAAAAUAUAUAUUUUGUGACUUUAAUUUUUAAUCAAUUGGUUUAACCUAAAACCUAGUUUUAUAUAAAUUGUACAAAUAUGAGAACAAUAUCAAUAACAAUAAAUAUAGGUAUUAUUUAGAAAUGAAAAUAAUAUUGAUUUAAUAAACUUUUCAGUUGUUGAUUGUGCUUGUCCUUGCUAUUAAAAUAAUAAUUUAUAUUAGAAAUGGAUAGUAUUUAAUAUGUAUAACGAAAAAGGUACAAUUUGAAUGGUUAAAAAUUAAUAUCGAAGAAAAAGUACAGUUCAGAUAAAAUAAACGAAAGUAUUUGUAAAAAAAUAUUAUAUAAAUUUAAUAAAAUUAAAAAAUUGUAUAAACAUUUAUUUUGACUUUUCAAUAUUUAAUAAAUUGUUUAUCUUUGAUAUUUAUAUGCAUACAUUUUAACUCUAAUAUUAUAUUGAUGAAAACAAUAUUUAUAUCAAUCAUGAUUCUUUAUUAUUAUGAAUAUAUUAUAAUAAUGCUUAAAUUAUGAAUGUGUACUUAUAUAGAAAUAUUGUAACUCUAUAGUAAACCUUCUAUUUAUUAGAAACGCAAUUGGUGCAUACUUUUCUGUUAACAGAAACGGAAUUAGUAUAUCCCUUUUUUUUAACUGGUACAGAAUUAGUAUAAAAACAGGUUGGAAUUCUCGUUACAAAUAUCAGAUGCAGCCCUUCGGACAGCUAUAGGUAUAUGCUCAUAUGAUAUUUAUAUAAUAUAAGUACAUAUUUGUUUAGAAUAAAUUUUGUGUGUCAUUUCAUGAAUAUAUGAAUACAGGUAUCUGAGUAAUAAAUGCAAUAACUAUUAUUCGUAAAAUCUAAUUUGUCAAUGGUUUGUAUGAAAAUAUAAAAUAUAUACAUUAUACAUAUUCGCUUUUACGCCCAUAUAAGGUCAAGCCGGUCAAAGUAAAUAUAUUCACGUCCACACUAUUUAUUAUAACAGCUUACUUAACACGCUGAAUGUUUUCAUGUAACUGCAUGAACUGAGUAAUGGGUUUCAAAAAUAUUUAAUGUUUAUUUACUAAUAUGCUGUAUAAUGUAACAUAAUAUUUCAAAGAAAAAAUCAUAAACUAUUUGUAAACGAUAAAUAUAAGAUAUAUAUAUAUAUAUAUAUAUAUAUACAUAAAUGAUAUAUUCAUGAUUCAUAUUGGUAUCAUAUUAAAACUAUAGUAUUAUAAUAUAUAGUCAUUCUUAAAAUCUAUAAUAAUGAAUGUAUACAAUGUCGGCUCAUGGUCUCAUAUAGUAGUGUAAUCAAAUUUCAUAAGUUAACCCUCCCCCUAAACCAAAAAAAAAUAACCAAACUAAAUUAUUAUGGUAAUUUAACAUUUAGUUUAAACAUUUAAGUUUUUAGUUGUGCUGUGUCGUCAGUUCAAUUAAUUUUAGAUUCGGAGCGUAACGAUAGAUCUAUUGGAUUGACUACGAUGUGUGUGUAUUUUUUUUUUUUGUGUCUGUGAACCCACUUUUUUACCAGAAAACUUGCUUCGAAGUUUAGACUAUAGCACCUUUUAGAAAGAGUGAUUUUCUCUCGUUAGUGCAUUGAAAAGGUUAUUUUUUGAUUAGUAUUAUUUUUUUUUUUUAUAACACUUAAAAUCAAAUAUUGAUAAAAAUCGUAAAUAUUACGGCUUUUCAAAACUUGUAUAACCGAACUUCACUCCAAAUCGUUUUUCGUUAGCAAUGAUUUAUAGUUAGUUGCAGUUAUAUAACAUUUAAUAACUUUAUGUAUCCCACUUUCCCAACAACUCACCUACAAUAGUGGCCAUACCCAUCCCCAAUAUCAAAUUUUUUUUUUUUACUAUACAUCAUUAGGUACUUAUCAUGCAUCAUCUAAGCACAAACCGUCAUUGAAUAUAUAUAUAUAUAUAUAUAUAUACAUAAAGGUAUAGUACAUAACUUACUGAAAAUUACAUUAUUUUACUAUUUUAUAAUAUAUUAUAAUUUAAAAUGUAUAAACUAUCGAAUAACCAAUCAAAUUUUAAAGCAAACGCUCGUUAACGUAUAGUAUUAUCUUUUUUGAAAAUUUAAGACUCGCACAAUUUUUAAAGUUAAUUAUAAUCCAUCAUACACUAUUUUGACCAUAUGUGAUAUUUUGUGAGGGAAUCAGCUAGUGCAUUGAUACUUUCACAGUAUAAUGAUAUUGUUCUGCUCUACAAAAAAUCACCAUGUAAGACAUUUAGAACUCUGAUUAUAAACGAUGUAACAUAAACGUCGAACAGUAAAUAUAAAUGUAAUGUAAUAAGGGUAUACAACCCACUACAUAUAUACAACCCACUGUGAACAAAAAUACACGCACGUAUAAAAUGUGACGACGGUGGUGUCAUAAGUACCAUGACCCACAUCCAUAUAAUAUAUUGUGUAUACAAAAGACCCCAUGUAAAGAUGCUCUGCCAAGAAAAAAAUAUUUUGCAGCCUAUUGUAGUGAUUUUGGUGUUUUGCCUUAGGAAGAACCAAUCAGAUAUUCGGAUGACUUUUUUUUUUCGCUUAAACCUAUAAAAUUCCUUCGUCUACUCUGUAACUACACGUUAUAUACAUAAUACGACCUAUUACAUACACACUCAUAAAUCAUAUAAUUAUCAGAUAUUCGUCGGUAUUUUGUAUCACUUAAAAUAAGGAAUAUUUUAACAUAAACGUAUUGUAGACAAUCAACAAUUCAUCUGAGGGGCACCGAGGGAUCAGAUAGGAUCAUAUCCCGUAAAAUCCGCCACUCUUAUAUUAUAAUAAUGUAACCCGCAAGUAUACACAAUACACAUAAUAUAGGUACUAUAUAAUAUAUUAAUAGUGUCGUUAUAAUAUUAACCAUUAACAUAUUUGACAAUUAAAAUAAAAACCAUUUGGACCGCAUGUCAAUUGGUUGUAUGCAGUCAACACACGAAAAACACUGGGUACUUUAACAUACCUGCCUAUACUGCGUGCGUUAUUGUUAUCGUUACUAUACACCAGGUUUUCCGGUGUGUAACACGCAUUUUAAAAACGCUACCUCUUGCAGCAUGCGUACCAGUAUUUUAUGUAUUACGUGUAGGUACGCUACAUGAUAUUAUAAUGCUGUCAACAUCAAACCGGGUAACUAAAAUAUUAUAUUAUACGAUUUUAAUAUAUGUGUGUACGAAAAUGUUAUAGAUUUCACGUGCUGGAAAAUGUCGGACGGGACGAACGCGUCCGGAGAGGAUAUCCGGUGCAGGCGUCGUCGCCGUCGUCGCAGGCGGAUCGUUAUCGUUAUUGUCGUUGACCGUAGACCGUAGUACCGGCCACAGCGCGGAAAAAACGCUUGCGUACUCCGAGCGUUCGGGCGCGUACGAUGGGUAAUCUGCAAAGCUCUACGCCGUCGUCGCGUGGAGGCGGCGGUGGCUCGAAGAGCCGGAACAAGAGGCCGUCGGUAACCGGCACUCGGGAUUGGCUGAUGGGGAGCGCGGCGAGGGCGCUACGGAAACCAGUUGCGCCGGCGGCCGUGCAGUCCCAGGUGGAGGCGGUGGCGGUGGUUGCGGCGGCAGGUCACGUGACCGUGACCAGUCGUGACCUCCACCGGCAGCGGACUCCCCCGGCCCGCGUCGAUGACGAUACCGAUCAUCAUGCAGAUGAGCAGCAACAACUGCACCGGCAGGAGCACCAUCGCUGCCGCCGCUACAACGACGACGACGACGACGACGAGUCCGGCAGUUCCUCGGAAGAGGAAGACUCCUCAGUGUUCGCCGACACGCUGACUAGUCCGCAGAGCGUGUACUCGGACGCCAGAGACGACGACAGUACCGCGCUGAACACCGCCACUAUCAUGGUGGCGAACGGCGGCGAAACGCUCGGCGGUAAUACCGGGCGCACGGCCGCCACCCACCAGGCUUUCACUAUCGUCAAGCACCGCAAAGUCGAAUUGAAUCCAACUAAAAUACAAACGGCCGUCGCUAAUGGUAAGUCAGUUUUUCAUUUUCAUAAUACAGAUAAACCAAAACAUUUAGUUAACUAAGUAAUAGGUUACUCUCUCGCUCUUACCUUUAUUAGAUCAAAAUAUAUUAUACCUAUUACUAUUUACUUUAUAUAUAUAUUUUAAAUAAUCAAUAUAAUAUUAUAAAUGUAUUUAUUUAUUACAAUUAAAUUAUUAUCUCAAUAAACACCGAUGUUGCGAUACUGAAAUAAUAAACACCGAUUAAAUAUUCAUAAAAAAAACAUCACAUUUUUAAAAUAAAUUUAACACUGAGUGUUUAUAUAAUGUACUUUGUAGGUAGUUUAUUAUAACUAUUUAUAUUCCAUUAUCAUGAAUAUGAUUAGGCAUACAAAUAUUUUUCUACCACCAGAAAAAAAAAAAUGUUAGUACAGCUAUAGACUAUAAUUGUCACGAAAUAUUUGUUUAAUUAUUUUAAAAAAAUACAUCGUGAAUUAUUAUUUUUGAACUGUAAAAAUAAUUGUUUAAGUUUUAUAGUGGAUAUCAUUUUAUUUUAAAAUCUCCGGCUAUGAUACAUUUUAACUAUUUCACAGAAAAACAAACCGUACACAUUUUAAAAUUUCAUAAAUUUAGGUGAAUUUGACCACAUUUUAUCAUAAUUUUACAUUUUUAAACCUCUAAAAUAUAUUUUCAAAAUAAAAAUGAAUUGUCUGUGAUAAGGUUGCAUCUUUUAAUUUUACAUAAUAUGAUGUAAUACGAGAUGUUAUAUAAUAUUAUAAAACAAUAUUACACCAUAAUUUAUUCAAAUGAGAAAUUUUAAAUUAAACAAAGUGAUUUUAUAAAAUAAUGGCAUUUUACUAAAAUUUAAUCAAUUUUACCCGAAUUAAGAGAUAUACAUAUUUGAAUUCUGUUUGGGUGAAGGAAUAAUACCAUAUUAUAGGAAAAUGUAUAGUCUAUUUUCAUGCCAAGGUUUUACUAUGGGGUCUAUGAGGGAUAGAUUACAUAUGAAUACAAAAUGGUGUAGUAUGAAUAAUAUAUUUAAAUCAAGAAUGCAGAACUUUUUAAUCAGUGAAAAAAUAGUACCUAAUUCAAGGGAAUCCAAGUAAGAAUAAUUUUAUAAAUUGCACAUUUUUAGAAGUUUGAUUUCAUUAAAUAGGGCGAUCACACCCCUUGACAACCGUUGGUUCCGCCACUGAUGCGACGGUACAUAUUUUGCCUUUUUAUCAAUAUGCAUUUUCAUUAAUAUUUAAACUUUAAACGCUAAUUAAAAAAAAAAUGACUACAUUGCACUGAACUUAUUUUUUCCACUAAUUGCAACUCAUGAUAAACCUUGUAUUAAAUUUUCACUGGCCCAAAACAAUUUAAAUCACAUAAACCAAAUAAAAUCCUAAAAAACUCAAAAAUUUCAAAUGGCUGUGAAUAAAUGGCUUUAAAUAAACUGAAUGAUUGUCAGAAUGUUUUGAAAAUUGUACCAUUUCUGAAAAUAAAUAUAAUCAUAUAUUCAUUGAAAUGUCCGCCCUUUACGAUUGUUUUUCAUUGAAUAAACAAUAAAUAGAAUAUAACAUGAACCGUUACUGUUUAAAUGUAACAGUUAAAAGUUUUUCCGGUGUUUUUUCUUGGAUUUUCUCCAAAAAGUUCCUCAUUACAUCAGCAAGACAAACAAUUUAUACUAAUAACUAUCAUCUCUAAAGUUAAUGAUUGGAGCAAGAUUUCUCAUAUAAAAGUUAUUCAUAUACAGAAAUAAAUUACAAAAAUAUAUCAUAGUAGAUAGUAAUAGACAUGAGUCAAAAUAAAUAUCAUUAAGCCUGUUAGUUAGUCUGCAGUAAUGUUGUUUUCAAAAAUUAUUAAUUAUUGAAUUAUGUUUAAAAAUUAUUAGUGUGGAGGCAUGGGGGCAAAGUCCUCCAUGAGUUAGCUUAAUAUUAUAAUUUUAAGUCUUAUAUAUUCCUUCUUUUAUUUUUCGAACACUGGGUAGUAUAAUAGGUACCGGGUACCAUAUAUAUAAUAUAACCCAUAUAUAAUGUUAACGUAUAGCUUGAAGACCACACAAUAAGGCACAAUUACAUAACACAGUAUCCAUUAUUAUACAAUGAUAUAUAUUAUUAUAAUAAUCAUCGUGGUACGGCUAAAGAAAUAAGUAUCAUUUUCAUGAAAAUAGCUGACCGAAGUCCGCAGGUCGUGUACACACAUUCGGCCUGCAACAACGGUAUAAUAACAAACUAAUAACAUGUAUUUGCGCGUAGGAGGGUAAACGUUACAGAGAAAUUUACUAUAUAUUAAAAAACAAUUACCUUUACAUACACGAGUCUUCAUAACAGUACCUCUAUGGUUUUUUUCUUUUAUAAUUUACACUUUUCGUGCGAAGAGACGAAUAUUUUUUAAUAUCUAAAGGUUUUAUUCACUAAGCGUGCUCACUCCAAUUUUUUGGUUAAAUGUUGCAUUUAUUAAAAUUCUGAUUUUGGGAAUUUUUAAGUGUAGUUAAAACUGAUAUUUUCUUAUAUUUUCGUAACAUUUAAGGAGUAUUUUGUGGUGAUACCAACUUUGGUUUUCCAAAUUAAAACCUAUAUUAAAAAUUCCGUAUUAAAAUAACUAAUAAAACGCCACGUGCCGUGCCGCCACACAUUAUACUUCAAUAAUCUUCCCCUACCUAAACUUAAAAGUGGAAUUUUUCGUUAAUGAAUUAAUGAAAAUCAAAAAUGUUGACACCAAAAUGUAUUUAAAGUAAUAAUCCAUUUAUUUAUGGAAUUUUUAAUAUAAGUUCUCAUUAAAUAAACUUAAGUUGGUAUCGCCACAUUAUACUCCUUAAAUGUUGUGAAAAAUCGAAAUGUGUUCGAAAAUAUUGGCUUUAACUACACUUCAAAAUUCCAAAAAUCAGAAUUUAAUAUAUGCAAAAUGUAACCAAAAAAAUGAGGUUUUGUUUUCAAAAUUUGAAUCCGUCAAUUCUAAUCCUUACAAUGUUAUUUGGCUUUUUUUCCAUAGAUUAAUAGAAAAGACUAAAUUUGAAAAACUGUUCCAACUCUCUUGCUACAUCCCCUCCCAUUGAAUAUCCCUGGGCUCGCCACUAUUAAUACCUAUCUUUAAACCUUUUUAGAAUCAAAAAAAAAAUACUAAAUUAGUUUAAAGCAAAUAAUAUUUUUGGCAUUGCUAUAUUAUGGUUCAACAUUAUAACACCGGCAAUUUACUCGUUAUCGAAAAAUACUACCAAUUUUAAACGGAUUUUAAGUAUGUUUCUAGCUAAUAAAAUUAUGGAAGUAUCGAAUUUAUAUAAUAUAAUUAUAGAUUUGCGAGUUGUUUAUGCAAUUUUUAUUUGAUUGGUUCUUAGUGGAUAAAAUUGUUAGAAUAGACAGAAAUGCUUGAAAAUUUAAUAAAAGCUUCAUUAUAAGUCGUACUUAUUGAUCAAAAAGAAAAAGUUGUUUAAUAUGUAGUAUGUUUUUUUAUGAUCAAUUUAAUAUCAAUUUUUGAUGAAACUUUUAAAUAUAUUACGGCCUUUUAAAACAUUUAAACAUCUAUAACAGAACUUCACUCCGUUUUUCUUUAGCAAUGGUUUAUCGUUGUUAACAGAUAUAAAUUAAAUUCUCCUUUAUAUCCUACCUUCCCAAUUACUCACAUACAAUAAUGGCCCACCCGUAGUUAAUUAUGUCGUCUUUUUUAAUAAUGAAUAUUCUUCCUCAGAAAACACAUUUCGGGGUUGUAAACAUUUUCGGAAAUUCCAGUACAUGUUUGUAUAGAUUACACGUAGUUCAACACAAAAGACAUUUUUUAGAAAGAUCAUAUAUUUUUUUAACUGAUAGAUGUUGGCAAUUAAAAUUUCAAAAAAAUAAUUAUACAAAAUUCGAACAUAAGCAAAUCUUAAUGAUUUUAAUUUAUCAUUAAUUAAAUUACUUAUGUUUCAAUUUUUAUUAUGUAUGUUUAAUUCAAUAUUUUAGAGAUCAAAUAUAAAUUUAGGUAUCUACCCUAAAGGUAUGGCAGAACUACCUACCUACAUUAAACCCACGAUCAGAAUUUGAAAAAUUAGUUGUUAUAAAAUAUUAAAAUAUUAUCAUUUUGUGUACACAAUUAUGAAUUAUUGGUUUUUUUUUUACAACACAGAAUAUAUUGCAUUUAUAUUAAAUAUUUAUUAUUUGUAUAACUGCCUAUAUGAUUCCACGUAAAGAAACAUUAUUAAAAAGCAUCCAAUAAACCUUAUAUAGGUAGUGGAUAUCAUUAUUAUUAUUUAAACACUAAUAAAAUACCUAAUAAUUUCAAAAAAUUUGAUAAUAUUACAAUUUUUCAACUUUUUUGUGAUUAUUGUAUACACCUUCCUAAUAUACUAGAAGAUAUACUAGAAGUUAAUAUUAAACAAUUUGAAGAUGAGUGAAACAGAGUACAAUUUUAUAUUACCUAUCUCAUCACACAGAAAUAUUGUCUGUUUAUGGUAAAAUUCUUUCACAUAUUGUCAUAGUAUAUUCUGCAGGAAAAAAAAUAAUAUUUAUACCUACCAAAAAACGAUGAUGUUAUAACGUUUGGCGUUAGCAAUUAUUACAAAAACUGCAAACUUGGUGUUUUUACGUAUUGUUUUAUAUAAUUGUAUAUUUUACAGUUAGGAAAACUAUAAGUAUUUUUUUUUUAAACAGAGGUAAUUAUUAUAAUAUUUUAUACAGUAGGUACUUUCUAUAUUGGAUCCCCGUACUUAUAAGUAUUAUUACAGUUCUCGGGAAAAUAAUUUAUACACUCUAAAAUAUUUCAUAAAAUCAGUAAUUUUAUUUUUAAAUUUAAAAAAAAAUAUAUAAAUUAUUUAAUUUUCUUAAAUUUGUUUGUUUCAUAUAUGAAUUAUAGCCUAGGGCAGUGUUUCUCAAACUUUUUCUCCGUCGGACCCCUUACAGAUAUGAUAGUAAAAAUGAUCGCGGACCCCCCCCCCCACCUUAAACCCUUUUAUAAAUCAAUAUUUUAGUUUUUUUAAUUUACAUUCAUGGAUCUCUCCCGGUAUACAUACAGACUCCUGGGGGUUCGCGGACCACAGUUUGGGAAACGCUGGUCUAAUAGGUAUACAAUAUACAUAGGUACUACAUAUUAUGUAUUUUUGUACUUAUUAUAUUAAAUUAUCAUAGAAUUGUCACCUAAAGUUCACAAUAACACUAUGUAGUUAUACGUGAGACUUAAAGAGCAGUUGAGGGAUAACAUGUUUACACUUAAAUACUGACUAAACGCGCCCAAGGAUAUAAUGAACAAGUACACAUGAAUAAUAAACUUACAGUAGGAUAGAUAUAAAUUGGGUAGGCGUUAAAGCCCCUAGCCUAAGUCAUAAAUUAUCUUAUUAAUAUUAUACUACAUAAUUUAGUUUUUGUGUAUAGAACCAAUUACAUAGGUAACUAUUUUUAUCGCUGAAAAAAUAUAGUUUACAGUUUGCGUAUACUUCAAUGUCUACUAAUUUUAUUUAACUUCUACUCGAAAUUUAAAAAUGCAGAUAUUAGAAAUAUUUCGAUAGUCUCUCUGGCACCGCGAUAUAAAAUUGCAAUAAUUUCUCUAUGCAAAAUAUGUUUUCAUCAAAUUAAAUGCAUUAUUAUUAAUUAAAAAUUAUUGCAUUGACCUACAAUAAUUAUUUAUUAUUGAUUCAAUACAUUCAUGUAGCUACCUACCUACUACUAUAAAUAGUUGCCAUGACACUUGAAAUUACGAAAGAUUAUUCUAUAAUUACGCCUGAGAAACCAGUACGGCAGUAACAAUAAUAAUUAUUAGAACGCGAAGCGAGUAAACAAGUCAAGUAAAUCUCGUUGGUAGGUAUUAAAUUAAAAUCAGAAAUGUAAUAGUUUCCCGAAAACUCUAAGUCAACGGUUUUCGAAUAACAUCGGAUCGUACCUUAAAUAAAAGUAUAGAAAAAAAAAAAAUCGCGCAAUUUAUUGUUGUAGUUGGUUUGUACCUAUCGGUCUUCGGUAAUAAAUAAAUUCAUUAAGCCUUUACGUUAACUAUAUUUUAAUAUCCGUAAACAACGAUGGUGUUGUCGUUUACCGAAACCACGUUUGCGAACGGGUAGGGAAUACGCGUAGAACAGUUUUAACUCGUUCACACAUCAUAUUCAGAUUAGAAGGACGGGAAAAAAUAAAAGAAACUGGUCGUUGUUAUUUUUCAACGCACUUGUAUACACGAGACCACGCGUCUCUGUACAAACUGCGCGCACCGUAAUAGUAUUCAAAUAUUAACGCUGAGUCGUGUAACGCAGACACAACGAAGCGACCGGGACACUGAGCUAAUGAGCUUACACAGUCGCAUUAUCUGCGGCGGCGCGGUCCUGUGUUUUUAUAAUUUUAUAAUGAUCGAAUAAUUUGUAUCGCGACUUAUCGGACGUCAGCGGCUGAUUAAACAUUUUGAGUUGUUUUUUUUUUUUCUCCCCCCGAUCUAUAUCCACACGCUUUCUUAUCACCACCGCCGCCACCACGGCCGCUGCACGCGUAAAAUAUUACGAACAUAACGCGAUAAUAUUAUUAUUAUUAUUAUUAUAUAAGCUCCGCGGCGUGUCGGUCAAAGCGUUGCCUUGAGACUCGGAUAAUAUUGAUAACACGACCGUUUAUCAUUUACCGAAUAGUAUUUUCUCAUAAACGGACGCGCGCGCACAUGUGUCGAAUACGUUCGUCGCGUCAAUCGCGCAAUAACGGUAAUUAAUAAUGUUUAGUGCGCGAAACGAAAAUCCGGGAAACCGUCCGCACAAUAGUGUCGUAAUAAUAAUAAUAAUAAUAAUAACAAUAAUACAAAUAUAAUACGAUAAACAAUUGACGCCGCCGAACUGAAUAAAACGUUAAUAAUCAUCGUCGGUGUACCGUUUUCACGUGUCGUCGUGCCGACGGUGUCGAAUAUCCGUGAACCGUGAACUUUGAGUGCGCGCAUUAAUUCGCGCGUUGUCGCCGCGGAGACACCCCGUGUCAUAAAACGGUAACAUUAUACUCGAUUCGUAUUAAAUAAUAUUCACUAAUUAUCAAUGGCAAUGCGUUUUAAAUAAUAAUAAUUUACCAGUAUUUUAUUGUCUAUUAUUUUCCAUGAUAUCUUUGAAUCGCGCACGCCUGCACAUUAGACGUGAGCUGGUUAUGAUGGCUGGCGCGCGCGCACCUUACCUACCUUACUCGUACAAUACGUUUUAUUCGAGGUUUUACGCGUUCGUAAUACAAUUGUAUACGAUUUAAAUAUUUUAUAUUGUAACAUUACGUAACGGAAUACUUAAGUUUGUUUCUUUUUUUUUUCCUAUUUAGGAAUAUUUAGGAAUAUUUCAGUAGCUAGAAUUUACACUCGUUAAUAUAAAAUGAAUUGAUACGAAUAAAAUAUUAAGUGCCGUAUUUUUUUUUUUUGUAUUAGUAAUACUGUCGUGUUUAUUCAAACAAUUUUGUGUUAUUUAUUGCGUAUAAUUUUGAAUUAUGUGAGAGCUAUUAACAGAUUUGAAUUGAACCAAAAAUGGUUUUCGCAAUGAUUGUCGUAUAAUUUCUUAUUCACUAAUAAUAUCUACCUAGGUAUAAUUCGUUGUUAAUAACGUAAUUAAAACAUCUGAUUAAUAUUAUAAUAAAUACCCAUCCAUGGUUUUAUUAUGCUACCUAAUAAAUUUAAACCGGGAUUUAAACACACGACUGGUUUCUCAAAGCCGUAUACAUUUUUAAUUUACCUACUCCGUCUAUAUUUCUAUACAAUAUGUGUGGGUGCCUACAUUAUAUUAUUAUUAUGGGUACCUACCCACCCAUCGUGUAAAGUACCUACGUAUUACAAUAAUUAUAGGUGUAAUAAAGCAGUGAAAGCAAUAAAACCGGGAGUGCAUCGCUCCACAUCAUUGUUUUAUAGAUAGAUACCCAGACAAUAUAAUAAUUAAGUAGAUAUAUUAAGAUUUAUACCGUAUAAUAUAAUUUAAUUUAAAAUCCAAAGCACAUAAUGUAUAAUAAGAAUAACCGCAAUUAUUUGGAGAAUUAAAUUAGAUCAAUUUUUCAAUUAUAUAAAUUGGCUAAAAUUUAGAUCUCGUCGUAGUGAAAGUACUUUUUCCGCAGAUAUUACUGUAAAUAUUCCGAAAACUCACAACUCGUCGAACAAUUCGAUAGUGUGUGACUUGUAAAUAUAACGUAGGUACAAUCAAAGUCUGUUUUCAUACGUUUACCGAAGUGGAUAUCUACUAGUUUUAAAUUUAAAAAAAAAUAAUAAUCAUUUAUUAUGCAUUUUUUACAAGGGUAUAUUUAAGAGAAGGCUGCUGGUAAUUUCUAGGAAACUGUAGUUUUAAAUAAAAGUAGGGUAAGUUCUGCAGAGCUUUUGAAACGAUAUUUAUGAAUAAAAUUCUGUCGAUCCUCAUUCCUGAAUAAUUUUCUGAAUUCUCGUUUGAUCUACUCGUAUAUUGUACAGAAAUGUAAUAACAUUUAUACGGUACCAUUAGUGUAAUAGCAGGACCUAUUAUUAAAAUUAAAAAAAAUUGAUACUGAUGAUCAUGGGCGAAUUUUGGCCUGCCGGGAAAUUUUAAAAAGGGCCCCUACACGGCUUUUUUUCUGCUUUUCGGCCUUAAAUAUAAUACCAAGGGCCAACCUGGAAAUUCCCAGCUUCUCGGUAGGCCUAUUCGCCUGUGUUGCUGAUGGGAAUGUUAUUGUUGUUGAUGAGAAGUUGAGAAGGUUGGAUAAUUAUAAUUUAUAAUUGUAUGCAACGAUAAAUUACUGCUAGGUAAUGAAAAACAUCAACAACAAUUCCGAGUAAAGCUCGAUUAGUCGGUGUUUUGAAAUGCGCAUUUUAGAAGAAUUUUCACAAAAAAUCCACUGCAUGCGCGAAACACGGCUGUGUUCGGUCAAGGGAUUGUACGAUGCAUUUUUAUACAUACAAAUAAUGUUGACCUUAAUAGUUCAUGUUUUUAAUUGAACAAUAUGCUAAUGUUAUUUUAACUAUAAACUAGUGGAUAAGUGUAAUAUUGAUAAUAUUUAACUACUCAGCAUCUAUUUGGAGUUCAAAUAAUACCAAUGCUUAAUGCUGUUUUUAGUAAAGGUCUAGUAUUGAACCAUUUCUAUUUCAUUCUACACACGUUGUUGUUAUUUAAACAUUCCAAAGCAUAUCAUUUACUAUUUAGCUGUUUGACAAACUUAAUAAAAUGUUAAAUCAACUACAGGUUUCUAACUGUACAUAAUUCUGUACUUUUUUUUACCCUGUACUUAACAAGGUACUACUAAUGAUGAAUCUCAUGGCUCGUGUUAAAUUUUCGAGUAUUUUUGAACGAUAAAUUUCAUCCAUUUGAAACCAAAUAAAAACUAGAAAAUUUCAAAUGGUUAUAAAAAAAACCUGUAAAAAGCUUAAAAUCAUCAGAUUAUAAUAAGCAUUUUACCAUGUAAAAUGGUAAAUGAAAAACGAACAGAUUUACGGUGUUUUUUUUUUUUUUUUGAAAAUUGAUUUCAUUAUUUAAAAUUUUGUUUUUCUAUCGAAAUUCAAGUGUAAUAUCUUUUCGUGAUUUUUGAUUUCCCGAUGCUCUUGUAUCGCUCAUUUCUAUAUAAGUGUGUGCACUAUCUGCUAGUUCUCUUCUUUGGAUUACCAUCAUAUUAUAUUAUAUUAUUUCUCCGUUUAUUUCUAGCCUAUACGCUCCGCUGCCUCUAAUAAAUGUUUAGUUUAUUUUAUAAACUCCUCUUCGCUUUCCUCUAGAAGUACAACGUCCUUCGCUAGCAAACCAAUUGUAGUAUUACCUAUUCUUACACGUAACUGUUCUAUCUAGCUAUCCUUCACAAAUUUUUCUAUUGCUUUAGUCCUGUGUCUUGUUAUUUUUUUUAAAUUUUCUGUGUCACUUCACCAUUCAUUUUUAACAAUUUUUCUUCUUUCUAUCGCUUUUUCGCAGAUUGAGUUAAAUCAUGGUUUCUUUGUUCCACAUCUUCCUUCAACUGUUUAUUUAAAUCGCCCCCUUUAUAUGUUUCGACAAAUUUUCAAUCUCACCACAUUGUUUAUAUUUUGUUUUCUAUUCCAAUAUUUUUUUUAAACGCUCUCUGUUGGCAGGCUUACCUAGAUUUUGAACAUUGAUUAACACUCUCGUUUUUGUUCCUUUUGAGGAUAGGUUUUUUUUUUUUUAAUACUCUCGUGUUCAGUUUACUUAUAUUGUAUCACUAAGAAAGUUUUAAUUGUGUAGAUUUAAUGAUAAAAAACUUCAUACAUGUAAUUAAUGUACCCACUCAUUUUAUUUUUCGAUAAGUAAAAAAAAUAAUGAACAAUGAACACCAAAACAAUAAAACCAAAAUCAAAAAUUAGAAUCAAAAGAACUCAAUGAGAAAUUACACAAAUGUAUAAAUGGUACGCGAAUAUAAAAAGGUUAAGAACUGCGGAUUUAGCUUCUACUUUGAUCGGCAUGGUUUUAGCACUGAUUACUUUGAAAUCUUUGAUUACCCGGAAAAUGUAUUUCUUCACUGCAAAACCACACUUUUGUCUUUUUUCGUCGUAUGUGUCCUAUAGUAAUUUUCAACUGCAUCUACCUUGAGUCUCUUCAUCUUAUUUCCUGCAUUAUAUGUGUAUAAUUUGUAUAACAAUAUAUUCCUCAUUGCGUACUGAAUCAAACAGAAACCAUGUUACUGCGUAAACUUUCUCGUUAUCCAACUUAUUUCUUGGUUUUUUUUAUUAUUAAAAUUUGUAUAGAAAAUCAAAAAAUGGUCUUUCUAGAGCCAUGCCUAGACAAUAUUUUCUACCGGAAACCACCUAUAAAAUUAAUAUAAUCGAAUCACGAUUUUUGAUAGAAAAAACAAGAAUAAAAAGCACACAUCAUAGUAAAACCAAUACAUUCCUCGAUAUGAUCAGAAUCUAAAACAAAUUCAAAACAACUCGACUAACAGCACAUAGUAUUAUUAUGUUCUUCGUUCUGUGUACAAAACGGAUCGUUAACGUUUUCGGAUUCUUGCGGUUUACUGACGAUCGUGUUGCGGAGAAACCGCGACGAAAUAUAAUAUUAUAGACUGCUGGCUGGUUGAAUCAAUUUUUCCUUUAAAAUACACAAUACACAUGCUUGUAUAAGUGUGUGUUAUGGAGUAUGAUGGGCUACAGAAAAAAAAUCAAACAUAGAUUUUUCUCAAGUAACAAUUUCUACUGAAAUGGUCCAUCGAUCACGCACAAUGAAUAAAGACUAUAUAAUAUCCUUAAACCGCUAAAAUCAACUGUGUGGAACGAAUACAAUUCGAAGAUUUUAUAGGUAUUGACGUUUCAGAUUAUAUAUAUAUAGGUACCUGUGAAACAAACACUGUAUAAACUAAACGAUACAAACGAGUUUUGUGUACGUAAUCGUAUUAUCCGCGGUGGUUUUAAAACGAUUUAACUUCUAUACAUUCUUAAGACAUAGGUUACCUAUACCGUCGUUUCGAGUAUAUUGAAUAAACUAUUAUAAAAGUUCAACAUUUGAAAAAUUACUGUUUUUUACAUUAUUAAACUGGAAUUUUAAAAAUAAUAUAUUUGUAUCGAAUCUAAAACAGUUUAUUUCGAACUCGAUUUUACACCUACAGCUCUGCAUAUAAAUAUUAUGAAUGAAUAUGUUAUCAAACAUGUCAAUGUCAUUGGCAAAAUUCUAGUAUUUCAAAACGGAAUACACUGUUACGUAAUUUCGAAUACCUACUUAAUAGUUAUAACAUUGGGCUAUAUCCUAGGUACUCAAAACUCUCAUUAGCGCUCGAAAAGUAUUCUAAUUCAGUCUCAGUGCAAAGGGCAAUCCAAGGCAACCUCCUCCCCAAAUUAAAAGUCAGCCUACCAAAAUAGUGAUAUAUCUACGUUGUAACUAAGUCUGUUUUGUGCCUCUUUCAGAAACUGGCCAAGUUUUAAGUAAUUCAAAUAAAAGAGCAGUGUUUCUCAUGAAAGUAGGAGUGAAAUGAGGUAAUGAAAAAAGAAGGAAAUGAAGAAUAAACUUGGCCAUAAAUCCACAAUAUAGAUAUUACUACUUUGAUAGGCUAACUUUUUUGAGAAUGGCCUGGGAUUUGGUUAAUUUUUUCACUGUUAGAUUUGUUGGGGAUAAUAAGUGUACAAUUUUCAUUUUGAUGUCACCUUUUUUGUAAAAAAAAUAAAAAAAAACUAAUUAGAUACUUAAAUACUAAAACAUAAUUAGAUUUUAAUUAUAAGAUCAUCGUCAAAAACUUCAAACAUUAAUUUUGCCCUAAAUGUUUCAUUUAUAUAUUUGUACAUAUAUAAACAUAUUAAGAAGCCAUAAAAAAAUUAAACUGUCUAGUACUUCUAGUAGUAGACAGUUACUAUCUACUAGUAGAUUCUAAGUUAAGCAACUAGUGAGGAAUGUAUUGGUUCACUAUGAUGCUCUUUUUUUCGUUAACAAUGAUUUAUGCGUAGGUAUAGAUAUCAAUUGAAUUUCCUAUAUAUCCUUAUACAGUAUACAAGAUGAUCAACAUCCUACAACAUCAACAGUGUAAAACAUCAUUAAAGGUGGAGUAUUAGUUUAAAAAAAAUUUGGUGUUAAAAUGUUCAACUCAUCUAGACCUAAAAGUGAGAUAUCACGUUAAUGGGUUGACGAAAAUUAGAAAUUUCAGCACCAAAAUCUAUUUAAACUAACUCUAUUUAAGCAAUUUUUAGUUUAGGUUGCCAUUUGAAAAUCAAAAGUAUAUAUUAGUUUCACCCAUUAAAAUAAGGGUAACAAAAAAUAACCGCGUAGUGUAACAUUUUAAAGCUACUUAUUUCUUAAAUAAUCUAAAAAACAAAUCCCGAAAAAAGUUAAUAUUUUCCAAGAUAAUGAGUGCCUUACGUUAUUGAUUAUCAUGUUUACUUUUACAACUUCUUCCCUACAACAGUGACUUAUUAAUGAGCAAUAUGCUGUAUUUUUAUAUUAAAAUCAUGUAUCAAAUUAUAAUUUUUAUAAUUUAUCUUUCCUAAUUUAUACAUUAUACUGAAACAACCCCAUUAUCAUAAAAAAUCUAUGUUUAGUUGAAAUUAUAAUUGAAUAACAUUUUUAUUUAGUAUUUUUUAAAUUAUUUUUAACAUCUAAUAAUAAAUAUACCUGUAUAUAAAUGUAUAAUCAAUUCAUACAAAUAAAUAUACAUAUAAGAAAAACGUAGUCUGGUGGAAUAUUUAUAUUAGUUGUAUUUGUAUGUACGACCGGUUUUGAUUUAAAAAAAUCAUCGUCAAGUUAACAAUAAAGUCAAGUCAAUGAGUAUAUUUUAAUCACCAAAACAAUUUUUUGUUUUUAUUUAUUUAUUAACACAAAGAACAACAUAUUAUUAAACACGUUUUCUUGUUCUUAUCACUUAUAUUUGAUUGUAUGUUUUUGUUAUUAGAAAUGAAAAAUAAAAUAAUCUAAAAUCACGAACUUAUUUUUUAUUUUAUUCCGUAAAUGAAAUCAAAUUUUCUUUUAUAGUUAUCUUUUGCGUUGAUAAAAAAAAUACCUAAUGUCUUAAGAAUCAUCAAACGCGUUUCGUUUUAAACUAAUUUUUCUAUAAAAUAAAAUAUCUAUUAUGAUAGAACGGUUUAAAUCUUCCAAUCUCGCACAAUUAAAACAUAAUAUUUAGUUUGAAUUUUAUGUACAUAUGUACCUCUAUAUAAUAAUUAAAAUUAAGGAAUAAUUAACUUAGUUAAGUAGGUAAUAGAUAUAAGGCGGAACGUUCGUGCGUCGUGUUUUUAUAAAAAAAAAAAAACUGAGAAAUAUAUAUUUUAAUGGUGUACAGUAAAACAUAGUACACCUAUCAUUAAAAAUGAUUACGGUUAUUUUUCAUUAAAUCUGGAUUAUUCUAUACAUAUAAAGAGAGACGCGUGAUUCUCGCAUGGACUAAUAUUUUAUUCGUGUAUAUAUUUAAGGCUAUGGUCCAUUGAACGAUACUAAUGAAGCAAUCAACCGGUGAAUAGUGUAGAAAACGGGUAUUCCACAAUUGUCUUAGAACAAAAGAACGCUUGUGAAUUCAUUGCAAUUUUUUUUAUAGAUAUACAGGUAUAUAAUAUAAUUUACUGCAGUUCAUGUUUUAUUGGUAUCUUAGUUUUAAUAUAAUGGAUUACAAUAUAUAUUGACUAUAUAGGUACUCCCAUGUAGAAAAUAAAUUGUCAGUACAUAGAUACCUAUUAAAAUGUUGACACACAUUUCUACAUACAUAAAUAUACAUUUACAAAUAAGAAUAGAUUUAAAAAAUGUGUAUAAAUCAAAACAGCUAAUACAUAAUAUUAUAAGAUAACUCUGUUUAUAAACUAGGUAAUUAAAUAAUAACCUAUUUACCUUUAAACAAAAAUAUGAUGUUUACUUAUAACUUAUUAAAAAUAAGUUAACUCAUUAAAUAUAGAAAUAGUAAAACAGGUAACACAUUUAAAACAUAGAAACGAAUGCGUCAAUACUAAUCGCAAUAUUAUUAUCACUUAAUUAUAGUUUUAUCUAUAGAAGUAAUAAUAAUACUAGUACUAUAUUAAUACUAUGACUACGUAUUAAUAAGGUAUUGUGAUUAAAAUAAUAUCAGUAAAUUUAGGUUAAAUAGAUACAAUGUUUUAAUUUUGUUUUUUCAAUUUAUUCAAAAUGUUAUUUGAAUAUAAACUGUAUAUUCAAUUUACUAAACAUUAUACGUAGACAAAAUAUUUUCCUACAGCUACCUAAUAAUAAUAAAUUCAUUUAACCCUGUAUUCUAUAAUAUACAUGUAGGUACUUAUAAUAUUUACAAGUAGAUCCCUAUUAUUGUAUGUUUGCUUAUAAUGCUAUAUUUGCUCAACCCUAAUUGAUACUAUACGACGAAUACUAUACAGUUCGAAUGUGACGUGACAGAAAGAAAAAAAUCGAUUGGUAUUCUAACGGAAAACUCUAACAAAUACAAAAAUAAUUUAUAAUGAGCAAUAUAUAAUUAAAUCUUAAAUGUAUACUAGACACCAAUAAUCACUCAAAAUAUUAAAUUAAAAAUCGUUAUGUUUCGAACGCCUUUUACUCAUAACGCCUUAUACGAUCCGUGAUUAUAUAAUAAAUUACCAAAAAAUCUACCGAAUUUACUAUUCUUUUCUUUUUCUUUUAAUGUUUUUACACAGUUUAUUGCCGAACACGAAAAUCACACGUGCGCGUUAUUUUUUAAACAAAUAUGAUAAUGCUUUUUAUUUUGACAAUGAUGACUUUUAAGUUUUAGUUAAUGAACUAUACGCACUACGCACUUGACUAAAAUUAAUUGGUCGCUGUCCGUCACAAAGAUUUAGAUCCAAAAAUGGUAAAGUUAAUUGCGAUAUGAUUUAAGAAAGUUUGGAACGGUGCGUACCAUCUCGUGUUAGUUAAAACGUUACGUUAAUGUUAAUAGAAUGGUAAUAAUAACCGAAACAAUAUUAAAAUUCCCUAAUUUUUAACAAAUAGCAAAUGAUCGAAGUGAGUCUUAAUGCAUUCAUCAUUUCUGUAUUUUAUAACAAAAAUCUAGAGGACUGGCCUUCCUUUAAUCUCAGAAAGAACAUUUAAAUACUCCAUCCUUCGCUUUAUCAUCUCUAAAUAAUUUUUAAAUUCUGGACUAUUGCUUCUUUUUCUUUUAAUUUGAGAUAAUGUUUAAACGCAAUACUUGAUUUUAUCAAAUGUUUAAUCUAAAUAGAUCUUGGAUAUUGGACUUUCAACAUUUUGAUGUACAUGUUACAAACCAAAUAAUAUUUAUUUAUUUAUAUAUUUAAUUGAUUAACACCCGCAAGGAAUAAAGAUUACAAUAAUUAAAGUUAUUAUUUUUUAUUAUUAUUAUUACUUAAAUUUCAACAAAAAUAACAUAAGUUUUAUUCACGUUUUUUAACCUUUUUUCUGUUUUUUAUUAAUUAUUAAGAAAACUUUUAGAAAAUUGUAAAAAUUACCUCCCCACUGCACCAACUACUGCCCAGAUAAAAUUGUAUUUCAGAAUCACCCAUAAAAUUGAUAAAUCGAGCAAACUCUGGUAAAAAAGUUAUUUAUAGAUAAAAAACACAUCCUACUAAAACAAAUACAUUCCUUACUAAGCUCAGAAUUUAAAACCAUAUAUGUGUUGUAGUUUUACCUGUUAUUGUUUAAUAGCUGAUAAUUUAAAAACCGUAAUUAGGUAUAUUUAUUAUAAUUUAUUAUUAUUAACCAAGACAAUAGAAAACUGUGAGUAUUAUAGUAUUAUAGUAUAUUAAAUUUAUUAUCAAUAAUCAUGUUUAAUUUCCAACUGUAUGUGCAUUAAAUAAAUAGAUUUUAUAUCUGUAAAUAGGUAUAUCAUAUACAUAUGAUUUUAAUACACAUAUGUUAAUAAUAGUUAUAUUAUUAUUUAUUUAAUUGAUUCACUUAAGUUGAUAGUUAAUGAAGACAUGAAGUAUCAACUAGAUCAUGUAUUUUCAUUUAUCAUUUAAUAAUUCAUAUUCACAAUUAAUGUUUAAAUAUGAUAUCAUAGCAUUAUAUUAUGUUCAUAAAAUCAUAGAUGAAUCUUGAAUUUGAUUUUAGAAUUUCAAUAUUUUAAUUUUUACGUUCGACCAUAAAACAAAUCCUGAAUUAUCAUAUGAAGUUUUACUGUAUUACUUUUUUUAUUUUCCUAAUGCACCCUGAUAGUUCUCACUAGAUAUAAACACCAUAUUAAAUACGAAAUAAUCGUGGGAGUACAGGAACUACGCCACCGAACACAAACACUUCUAUAGAACACGUAAACGGAUGGUUUAACAAUAGACAUCGUCCACUAGUUAUAGGGCACGCCUUAUGAUCAUAGCUAGCACAACACCUGUUUCAGUCAUUUUUCAGUCUGUUAAUUACACGGUGGAGCUCUUUUAACUGUGCUAAAAAAUGUUCUAAGAUUAUUCGAGGUCGUGGGAGAAGACUUAUAUUUAAAACAUAAUCAUAUAUUAAUGAAAAAUACAUUUUUAUCCUCAUACCUCUUAAACUAUAUCCAAAUACUUUUCAUUUACUUCGUUUACUUAUCAUGUAUCUAUGACUGUAUAACAGCACACGAAUGUACUGCAGUAGUGCAAUGUAGAUAAUGUGCAAGUAUCUUAAAAAUACAAUUUAUCUAUACCCCGCCUAUGCCAACUAUUACGAUUGAUGUGUACUAUACAUAAAUUACUCAUGUUGGUUUAAUAUACCCAAAUAACUGUAUUUUAUACGAUUUAUGUGUGUUCGUAGGUCAGGUGCAGGUGGAUUCGAUCAGACGUACUAACGGUUCGCAGCUGGGCGACGGUCCCAAGGACGGGAACGUCCUCAGGAGGGUUGCCAAGGUCACGCUGGACCAGGCCACCAAAGACCAAAAGCCAGUGAGACCGAAACAUGUGCCUGAAAAGUUGGACUUCAAGAACCACGAGAAGUUCGAAGGUAAGUGAUUUGUUUAGUAAUAAUAUUAUUAUACAAUAUUCAAGCACCCGCGCGAUGUGCCACUGCGAGUCGAAUUGCAUUUUAUACAAAACCGGUUUUCGAUUAUUUUUUGGCUACAACAAGUAGCUGAAAGGAAAAGAAAAAAAGAUACUGGCUAACCUUGGAAAAAAACCUACUAGGAACAAAAAAAAGAUCAACAGUAAUCACCGCUGCCGCCUCGUAUAUUUACUACCAGGUAUUAAAUAACUGUGGGAAAACAAUAACCUCUAUUUUUGUAUGAUGAUUGUCGAGGAUUUAUUAUUAUAAUUUUUUUUUUGGUAAAUAACAAUAUUAUUUUAACGAUAGUGAAAUGUCCUUUUACGAUGUCUGCAUCAGUGAAUCAGUGUCUAAUUUUCUAGGUGUGCCCCAUAUGUAAAUCGGUAAUAGUGUUUAACUGAAUGGAAAAAUGGCAUGAUCGUAGGUAAAUUUUGUGUCCAAUAAACUUUUUAAGAAUACCGCAGUGAAAAAAAAAACGCCUCCGUUAAAUUAGGUGAUGUUAUGUUACGUAAUUCCAUAGAAUAACAAUACUGAUUUCAGUUCAGUAAUAAUCGUUUGACACGUUUGCGCUGAUAAUUUUGUUCUAGAAAUAAUUUAAUAGUAUCAAAUACGAUAUGUAUAUAAGGAAAUUGAAAAUUUCCAUUUUGUAUGUGAGUGAUAAUUUGUUUUUCUACAUUAUUAACAUGCCGCGCGCCGUACCGCCACACUAAUGAUACUCCACUACUCACAUCCAACCUAAAAUUAAAAGUGUAAUAUCUCGUCAAUGGCUUGACAGAAAUAAAAAAUUUUAACACUAAAAUUUAUUUUAACUAAUACCCAAUCUAUUUACGGAAUUUGUAAUAUAGGGUGCCUUUUGAAAAUCAAAAGUAGGUAAUUAUUUUACCUUCAAAAAUAAGGUUAACAAAAAUAACACAAAUAUAAAAUUGUCUUCUUCAGCUUGUUUCUUAAAUUUUCUAGAAAAAAAAUUCUGGAAAAAGUUAAUACUUUUCGAGAUAAUGAGUAUACCCACUUAAAUGAAUCACCUGGUAUUUUGUUAUCGAAGGAGAAGUGAUUUUCUCCCUAAUUUUUAAAUAAUAUCAUUAUAAUUCGUCAAAAUUAUUUUUCUAUUUCGUUUCUCUAAUUCUGUUUGAAAAUUGAACACGCAACAUUAACCACAAUAAAUAUUAUAAUUUUACACACAUAUUUUGUUUUUAUAUAUUAUCAGUAAAGGCAAUACAAUAUGUUUACCAUAUUUUAUUUACUGUGGUUUAUCUGACUAAACAUACAUUAUACAUUACAGCAGAGUAUAUUGGUAAAUAGAUUACCUAUACCUAUAGGCCAUAGGGUAUAAACACUUUUUUAAAUAUUUAAUUAUCAAAAUAUAAUAAUACUUCUCCCUCUUCUCGAAAACUAAUCUAGAUUUUUUUAUAUAUACACGUGGGUUAGGUCUACCGAUUAUCCCACAUUCCCAUGGGUCCCAUGACAUUACUUACAUAGGUUAAUGUAGUACGAUUUUUCUACAUUGCAAAACAAACAUAAUCGCAUUCUAAAAAACAAAUAGUAGACAUACGCAUAUUUUGGCAUGUUGGGCGGACAACUGUUUUGGAGAAGGCAGCACUAUAUAAAUUAUUAUACCACUAUUGAAAGUAAAUAUGAAUAUUUUAUAUUUUUAAUAUUAUUUUAACGUUGUGAAGAUAAAUUAUAACUAAACAAAAACAAUUAGUAUUCAUAAUUUGCGAAAUUAUUUAAACGUGGCUCUAUGUAUUGUAUCGGAACUAUUAAAUAGGUAUAAAACCUACUGUUAGAUAAUUUUUGUUUAUUCUAAUGAAAAACCAAGUAGGUACUUAAUAAUUAUUCCGUUAAUAUUUGCAUGUUUGUCCAUAAUUCGUAAAUUAAUAAUUAUUAAUGACUAUAGUAAAAUACACAUUACGCAUCAGAAAUCAUUCAACUAGUUAUACUUAACCAAUUUUGUUUUGUGACGAUACGUUAUAACCUACCUAUACAGUGUAUUUCUAGAAAUUUCAUAUCUGCGUUUAUACAGAGUGAUUCUUUUAACGCAGUAUACUCAUCAUUAUUUCGAUACUUUUAUCGACAUUUUAUUUUUGGAAAAUGUAUGAUAUUACACGCAGAUUUGAAAUAUUAAAUUGUCCUAAUUGUUCACUCUUUUGUUUAGUGGUGAAACCACUAUACUUACUUAUAUUUUAUUUUCAAAUUGUAAUCUAUAUUUUCAAAAUUCCAUAGUUCAUAAUUUAUUCCGAAAUAACAAGUUUUACUAUCUUAUGUCACUUUCAAGAGUGUUAUUGGUAAUUAAUAUUAUACUCUCGUAUUAUAGCAUCGCGAAAAUAUGCAAUAUAAUAUUCAUUAACUGCGAACUGCGUCUCAAUGUCAAACCGCACGUAUAUAAAAUAUCCGAUAUUUUGCGAUGUAUCAAUUUUAUCCAUAAAUUCAGUAUAUUUUACGUAACGCUAAAUAUUGUAAGUAUUACGUCACAACUGCAAAAUAUAAUAAUAUUAUAAUAUACACAUGAUUAUUUUAUACGAUGUAACUUUACAACAAAUCACUAUAUGACUUCAAACAGUAUACCUACUAAUAUUAUUCAACACCCACCUACCCGGGUGUUCCGUAAUAGCGUUAUUUAGCCUGCUAUAUACAUAGCGAAAUAAAAACCUAACAUACAAAUGUAAGAUACACGUCGAAUGGUGGUAAUAUUAGGAGUUAAAGGUGGUGGUUGCUACCAUUCUUUUAAUGAGUGAGUGAUGGUGGAUCCAUGAUGGGUAUUUGAAUCAUAUUUUUUAUCGAAUUAAUACGUAUGGAAUACUAAUUAAGAAUGUUGUAUAGGAGUUUGUUUAACGUGGGGUAGUCUGUAUAACUUUUUAUCUACCCACAUCUUUAAAACAUGAUUCGGUGUCACUGGUAUACACGUUUUUAAAAGGUGUAUAAUUGAGGAUAUACGUUAUUUUACGUUACAAAUGGUAACGGCUACAUCCAAGUUCCGUUCUAAUUACAUUUUUAGACCGUAAAACCGUAGGAAAAAUGAGAAAAUUUACGAAAAUAAUACUUUUAUUAUUUUCAAUUUUGUUUUUUUUAUUGUAAUUCAGUUGAAAAUUUUCGUAGAGAUAUUUGGAUAGCAAUUUUAUAUUUGCCAUUUAUAGACGUGAUAAAAUUUUAAUUUUGCAAGUUUAUUACGUAAUUUUUAUACGGUAGGCACUCUGUGGAUAAAAUUGUUAGAGCAAACAGAAAUGUUUACAAAUUUAAGAGGAAAAUCUUAACGAAAAUCGAAUUACGUUCUUUUAAAACUUGUUUAACUGAACUUUACUCAGAAUUGUUUUUCGUUAGCAAUGAUUAAUCAUUACACACUAAAAUACUUUGAAUUCUGAUGUAUAUCUUCCAAACUUCUUAUCUGCUACAAUGGCCCAUUUGUACGAUGUAUGUCUGUGUUUUUUAUACCAAUUCCGUCCCGUUUAAAAGAGAGGGAUAUACCAAUUCCGCCCCUAUUAAAAAAAACUUAUAUAACAAUUUCGUUCCUAAUAAAAUUAAGGUUUACUACAAUAUUAUAAUAUCACUACAUAUAUAUAUAUAUAGUGAAAAAUACCUUCAUUUUCGUUUCAUAAUAAAAUUUAUUUUUAAGUAACCCGAUGUAUUGACCAAUCGAAAAGUCUACAUUUAUGACUUCUUUUCGGUUGUAUUUAGAUAUUAUAAAAAAACAAAUACAUUCUAUUUUUUGCCAUUUUUAGAUAAUAUUAUAGCGCAUAUUUCAGUGCUAUAAAAUCUGAGCCCUGAUUAUGAAUAUAUUUAUGAACGAUUAAAUUAUGACCUGGCUUGGCUUAAAUAAUAAAAAUGUACUAAUACAUAUAAUAUAUGUAUUAGUACAUUUUUAUAUAUAUUAUAUAUAACAUGUAUGUACCGGGCUACUCAAAAAUACAUUUUAUCAUGAAACGAAAAUGAAGGUAUUUUUUUUUCAAAAUUCAAUUAAAUUAAAUAAAUGCAAUAUAAAUUAAGUUAAAAUGUAUACAGAAUGUGCAUAGAUAUUUAUGCAUUGCAGAUAAAUAUCAAAGAUAAACAAUUCAUUAAAUAUUGAUUAGUCAAAAUAAAUGUAUUUUAAAAAUGCAUAUGGUUUGAAUUUAUAGGAUAUUUUUUUACAUAUUUAUUCGUGAUAUUUGACCUGAGCUUAAUAACCAAGGCCAAGACCAAAGAAUUGGUGUACCCUUAAAUUAAAUUUUUAUAUUCGGGACGGAAUUCGGAUGCAGCCAUGGUAACAACACUAAUGGUGAACGACGGGUGCGUGUAAUAAACCGUCGGUAUCUGUAUUUUAUUCUUGUCGUACCUAGUGUUUAUUUCAGGAGAGGAGAGGGGGUAUUAUCACCACAGAAAAAUAUAUUCCUUUUUACUACGUAAACUACAUGCGAUAUGAGUUAUGAUCCGAUUAUGAGUUAUCUUGUUGACAGUAAAAUUUAAAAAAAAAUAAGAGCUGAUACUGAGGGCCAUUGUUGUAGGUGUGUAGUGGAGAAGGUAGGAUACACUAAGUUAUUUAAUUUAUACCUGUAACCAACGAUAAAUCAUUAAUAACGAAAAACGAUUUGGAGCGAAGUUAUACAUGUUUUGAAAGGCCGUAAUAUUUACGAUUGUCGUCAAAAUUUGAUUUUAAAUAUCUUAUAAAAAUAAAAAAAAAUACAAAUUAAUAAUAAUUUUUUUUUAACUACUAAGUACUGCUUAUAAUGAGUCUCUUAUCAAAUUUCCAUGAAUUUCUGUUAAGUCUAACAAUUUGUCUACAAAGUAAUUAAAAAAUAUUAAGUAAUUAAAAAUAACGUAAAAGCCUUGCAAAGUUAAAAAGUUUAUAAUAGCUCAAAAAUAGUUUUGAUGUUCUGUAAUUUUACUACGUCUAAAAUAAGUAAAUAUAAGUUUGCUAUCAACAUUUUAAGUCCCUGCGAAUAUUUUAAACUGAAUUACAUUAAAAAAAGAUACGGAUAUACAUCGUACGAUGGAUACACUGAAGUUGUAUGUGAGAAAUUGGAAAGGUAAAGGGAAAAUUUAAUGUAUACCUGUACGCAACGAUUAACCAUUGCUAACAAAAACUAUUCUGAGCGGAGUUCGGUUAAUAGUGUUGAUUUGUCAAAUUAAUAAAAUUAUUAUUUUCGUACAUUUUCCCGUUCUUUCUACGUUUUUUUUGGUUUUGUUCAAUUAUUAAAAAACCACAAAGAAAAUCAAAAAAAGGCUUUCUUGAUCAACUAGAUAAAAAAUUCAACAAAAAAGAUCUCAUGGUGUUUUUUCUAACGGAGCAAUAUUCCUGGUAAAAAUGGAAAGCGUAAAAAUUUAAAAUAAUAAAAUCGUAACGCCUUAAAUUUGUCAGUUAUCAUUUUACGUUUUUUUCGGUGUCUCAUAAUUAUUAAUAAAACUAUAGAGAAAAGGAAAAAAACGAAUAACUUACUUAUGAACUAGACUAAAAAUUAAACAAAACAGAUCUCUUUUCGUUUAUCUAUCGAAGCAAUAUUUAUGUUAGAAAACAUAAGCCGUAAACAUUUAAAAUAAUAAAAUCAUUGUGAUGAAAUUUGAAAAAAAAAAAUGUAUAUUUCGUCUUUUUUUGGUUUUUCUUAAUCAUCAUUUAUUACAAAAACUACCUUGGAUAUCGAAAAACGAGUUACUCUAUCAAUGGCAAAAUGUUAACAGAAACAAAAUCAAUCUAUAAGGCCGUAAUAAUUAGCCGUUUUACCUAUAAUUUUCUUCCGUGUUUUACCCUAUUAUUUCGAAAACUCCAUGGAAAAUCAUAAAAAUGACUUCCCAACUAGAGAAAAUUACGUUUCAGAAAAGACAUCAUAGUUUAUACUUCGGAGCAAGUUUUCUGGUAGAAAAGUUGUUGGAACAGAAAAAUAAAAAAAAAUACACACAUCAUACCAAUAGAUCCAUUGCUUCGCCCCGAGUCUAAAAACACUGUGUGCUAUAAAUACCCGUAUUAACGAGCUACAAAAAAGCCACCAUUGAGCUUAUUUUCUCGAUUUUUUCCCCCGCAGUAUGAAAAUUCUUCGAGCCGGAUCUGCCUUUGGAAAUUUACGAUAGCCCCUCCUCCGGAGACAAAGGUCUGAACUGAAUGCUGGUCGUAACGUAACUAUUAUGAUAAUGUAUACAAAUGAACACGAAUAAAUAAUAAUCGCGUUGUCGCAUAAAUCGAUUAUUAUUAAUAUUAUAACAAAGGAGUGAAAGCUAAAAAGAUAAGAAAAAAAAAAUAAAAAAUGAAAAUACGUUCCGUCCAUUAAUAAUAUUUUCGUCGGAAUCGCGGCCGAGCAUCGGUAACCCCGUCGCCGCUAUAACAAUAAUAUUAUCCUAAUACGACGACUCAUAAAUUCCGUCUUGUCGCGCGCAUACCGCGGAGAGGAGCCGCCGCCGUCGUCUUCGGACGGAAUCGUUUUCCGCUUGGGUCUCUGCGGGCGAAUAAAAGCAACCGCUCGGCUGUCCGUCAAAACGCGGCUUAUCUGUGUAACGUCGACGCCGCCGCGCGCGUGAUACGUCCGUCAUCGCAACACGGUAAUAUUAUUUUGGUAUUUUUCAUCGCUCGCGCGGCGAUCACGAUCGAAUUUUUUUCCCCCGUGCGCGUUCCUAUUAUACGUUUUCAUUCGUGUCGGUAUUAUUGUAUACAGAUAGGUACACGUGCGACAACAGCACGCGCGCCUCCCCGAAAACGCGGACGUGCGGCGGCGGCGGUCGUCGUGACUGUCGUCACUAGCCCCGUAGUUCGGUUCGGACCUUCGGGCGGCGGCGGAAGUGUGACACGCGUGCCCGCUAAAACCCGCAGCUGGCUGAUGUGUAUAAAAUGUAUUAAUAAUACCGAUUUUCACUGUAACGGUCCGGGGCCCGUGUCCGGUACAUAGGCGUGUGCGGGAUACCGCCGAUGCAUAGAUCGUCCAAAUGAUAAUGAUUAUAUUAAAUACGCGCUAACAUAAUAUCGCUGUAAUAAUAAUACAUUAUUGUUAAUAUUAUUACCGUAGAAUAUUAUAUUAUUAUGAAUAUUAUGCUAUUAUGUGUCGAACCGCCGCAACCGCCUUCCGUCGGCGGUCGACCUUCUUGGCCGUAGUCGUCGUUGUCGUCGUCGCCACCGCCGCCGUUGCCGCUGUGCUGCACCGCAUGGCGAUAAUCACCAAUCAGUGUUAGUUUGGAUGUCCGAUCGGUUACACAGUGGUCUUGCGCGUAUUUCCCGAAAUCGUACCGUGCAUUGUAAUUAUCGUAAAAAAACAAUAUGUUGUUCAUAAUAAAAAAAAUUGGCUGAAAAAAGUGCGCGUCCGACGGCUGAAAAAGGGGAAUUCCGAUCGAAAGAUUGGUCAUCAGAUAUUUUACGGAUAUCGUUUAAGGUACACAUACACGCGCGCACGCGCGCGGAUUUAAUAUUUUAAUAUCAAUGCUUUGAUCUCGCGUCAUAAAGAUGCAAAUAUUCACGAUGAUAAAAAAAAUACCUGCCUCACCGAAGACAUAAAAUUUGUUUUAUAUACAUAUAUAUGUAAUAUAGUUAGUACGAAAAACUCGCACAUUUUACAAAACUGAUUACUAUAGGGUGUCAAAUAGCUUUCAAUGUGUUUUCAGCAACCUUCGGAUUGUAAACUAAUCAUUUUGACUACGCUAAAUUCGACAUUACAAAUUACAUUAUCCACAGUGACUUUCAUUUUUGUUUCAACCAUUUAAAUAUCUACUGCAAAUAAACUUAUCAAACUUAUAUUGAAAGAAAUAACUAACAAUUUGUCAUAUCAUAAACAAUGAUUAGUUGAAAAUAUUAAACAUAAUAAUAUUUUAACUCUUCAAAUGUAAUUUUUUCUCUUUUUUGAUUAAGUAUUACUAUUUUAUGAAUCUGCAGUGACCAUUGUAUUGGCAAUAAUUAAUUUAAUUAUCAUGUUACUUAUUAUAAAUUGAUUUGUUUGGUUUUGAUCCAUAUAUAUAUAUAUAUAUUCUAUAGGUACGUUAUGUGUUAUACAGUUUGUUCAUAUUUAUUUCUAAAUUAUUUAAGUUCAUAUUAUUACCUUCGUCGUUUUUAAUAUAUACAGUAUUUGCUGUAUUGUCUUCAAACGUUAAAGAGUUGAUAAUAAUUGCAAUUAAUAAAAUCAUCAUAACCUUCCUCAAAACUGGUGUUUACUAUUUUUUUUUUUUUAUGCAUAUAAAUUUUGACACACAUUUCUCAUAAAUGGGUAGGUUGGUUUCUGUUGAGUAUAUAUUAUAAGUGUAUAAAAAUCAUAAUAAUGACAAUCUAUAUGGUCGUAUACUAGUCGUAUGACUAGUGAUUUUGUUAUGUAAUAUUAUUAUUAACGAAUAAUAUUACAAACUACAAUUGAACAAAUUAUAAUAUUAUUAUUUGUUAAGUUUAAAACAUUUUGAAAUUCAUUCACUAUGUAAAUAUCAACCUAUUACGUUUUAAAUAUAAUUAAGCAUGGUGGAGAGGAUGUGCUUAGUCGCUUUUUCCGUCCUCCUAAUCAAUUCUUCUUAUAAUCGUAAAAAAAAAAAAAAAAAAAACAGUAUCUAUUUAAUUUUAUUUAAUAAUAAUUUUAAAAUACUACAAUUUGUUUUAUCUUCGUAAAUUCAGUCCUAUGUCCCUUUCCCUUCAUAAAGAAUUUCGAUACAAAUUAAAUAAGUACCUAGUUUAGGUGAAGUACCAAUUAUUAUUUGUUUGUAUUUUCUUUAUUAUUAAUUAGGAACAUAAUCAAUAUAAAAAUUGUUAUUAAUAAUGAUAAUAAUUAUUAUUAUUCAUUCAUUCAUAAUGUUAAUAGUUUAAACACUUAAAUCAUUGUACACACUACACAUCAUAUUAUUAUAAAAUAAUAGAAAUUAAUCUAUAGUAUAGCCAGUAUAAGAUAUAAUAGACUCAAUUUUUGCGUCGUUCGUCACUUUUGUCAAUAUACACAUUUUGCAAUCCACGCAAUAUUGAAUUGUCCGCGUGUAUAUCUCAUGUUUAUUUAUAUACAUACUUAUAUUUUCGUCAUAUUACAUAAUAAUAUAACACACAUAUAAAAUUUCAUAAACAAUGAUUCAGAUAAGAUUUUUUUUUCAAAAGUUUUAAAUAAUAUGCAUUUUUUAGGUGUAUUUUUUUUUUUCGCUCUUUUUUAGGCUUAUUAUAUUAUAGGUAUAACGAUUGGAUGUGAUUAAUUUAUAAUCAUUUGAAUACAUGAUAAAUAAUGUGUGUUUAAUAAAAUAUAGACAAAAAAAUAUUAGACGAUUAAUAUUAUAUUGUUUAGUAUAUCUUCCGUGUUUAGGAUGCGAAUACUUUUUAAUGGCCAUUAUUUCGAUGCACAAUACUAAUAAAUUAGUAAUAAUAAUUUUUCCGAGUACAAAUAUUUAAAAAAUAAAAAAGACAGACAUACUUCGCACAUCAGGUGAGCUAUUGUUGUAAGUGAGAACUUAGAAAGAUAUGAUAAAUUAAAGGAGCGGAUUUUAGUUUAUAUCUGUAUAUAACGAUUAAUCAUUGCUAACGAAAAACGAUUCUAAGGAGAGUUCAAAAAAAUAGUAUUGCUUUUUCAACAAUAUAUGUGACAUAUCAUAGUAAAAUAAAUACAUAUUGAAUACCACGAAUUACACAGUAAACAUACAUUAUUUCGUGGUGGGUAGUAAAAAUAUUUUACUAUUAUACAAUUUCAUAUUUUUUUUAUUGAUCUAUAAUUAAUAUAUGAUAUAAUAUAAAAAUGUAAAAUAAAGAAAACGUAAAUGCCGUAAAUGUGUUCGUUUCUUUUUUCGAAAAUCAAAAAAUUACUUUCUUUAUCACCGAUUAGAUCCAUAAUGCAACAAAAAGAUUAGAGCAAGUUUUCUCGAAGAAAUUUCGUACAUAGUAUAAAAAAAAAAUCCUUGUAAAAUGCAUACAUUACUCGAUUCGCUCAGAAUCUAAAACAAAAUAAACCCGUUCUUGCGUGAAUUUCCCCGUUUUUCCUACGUUCUUUACCGGUUUUUCAAUUAUUAAAAAAACUACUAUGAAAAUCAAAAAAUGAUCUCCCCAACACACCAACUAAACAUCAUUUUCUUUUAAAAAAUAUAUUACACAGGAAGAUAGAAAAGUUGUUUACAAACCGAAAAAGUAUACUUCUUAGUAAAAUUAAUACGUUAAAAUCUAAAAUAUUUAAGUACGAUUUCAUCGGUAUAAUUUUUGACCCCUUUUUUGAUAAUAAAGGUGAAGAUUGUGCCUAAGAUUGAGCUAGUUCACAAUUUUCACGCCAAUAUAACAAUAAUACUUUAAUAUCUCUAUUAUUUGUUAAAUUUUAUAAUUUCGUGUAGCUAAUUUUUAAUAAAAUUACGAAUUCCAAAAUAAAAAAUAAAGCACUAAUCUUAAGAUUCACUUUAAAAAUCAUUUAAUUCUUAAGAUUUUUACCCCUCAUGUCAUGAAAUUAUUUAAAGUUCUUUAUUUUGUGUUUAUUUAACAUACCCAUUGUAUUUCUAAUAAAAACCGCAUGCACAUUUUAAUGUUUUAAUAUUCAGAUAAAGAAUUCAAAAUUGUCAAAACAUAAAAUAUAAAAAUAUAUCAAAUUGAAGUAUCUAAUGAUUUCAAAUAAGACUAAUUUCAAAUGAAUUAAUUAAUAUUCCUGUUACAGUUAUAAUAAUAACUGUAUUGAGUAGGUACCACUUCACUAUUGAACACCUGAUAUAUAUUCUAUAGAUUUAAAUAAUUGUAUUUAUUUCACUUACCGUGCGGAAACUAACCAAAAUUAAAAAUACAUAAAUAUUUAUAAUAAUAUAUAUAUAUUUAUAUAUAAUAUCAUAACCUAAAUGUUCAAAUCAAAUAUUAGACCAGAUAGUAUCAAUUAUUUAAACCAGUUAUCGUUUUAGUUUUUUGGUCGUUAUUAAUAUUUUAUGCAAAUAAGAUUUUGUUUGAACGAUCUUAUAUCACAAAACUGAAAUUUGACAGUGUAAUAUACCUAUAUGAACAGAUAAAGUAUUGAUGUAACCAUUAUGGUUUCAUAUUCUUACAUAAUUUUUAUAGCUUGGGGUUUCAAUCAUAAUAUUAUACGGUCAGUUUUUUCACCGAUUAGAUUAUUAUUGUUAUAUGUUUCGGUGUAGGCACGGGUACCUAUAAUACUUUUACCAUAUACAUAUGUAUAUAUGUAGUAUAAAUAAAUGUAUUAUAUUGUAAUUGACGGACGGAUGAACUUGACAGGUGUGAAAAGUCCACAAGUGAGUGCAUCAAGGCACUAGUUAUACAGCUAUUAUUUGUUCUUAUAUUCUUUUGUGAUUACUUUUUACGGGCAUUCACUAUGCGACAUGGAUUGAAAAAUGUGUACUCGGUUUUUUCUCGAAAAUACAAUAGCCAACUCGCGUAUUCUGAAAAAUCAAAAUGAAAAACAGUUAGUUUUUUUUUGUGUAAGUAGGUAUAUAUAUUCACGGUCUUAGGUCACUUUAUACGAUCGAGCACGAAAAAUACAGAACGCGGAUACUUUGUAUACUACAGUCGGCUAAAAAGCUAGAACGCAGAAUGCGAUAUAUAUCAAUUUUAUUUGCCUAAUUAUAAAAAAACAAAUAUUAAAUAAUAUUUAUAAAAGUUAUUUUACCUAAGUCAUAUUCAACAUUAAAGACAAUUAUUUAAAUAAUAACUUUUAUGUAUGUUAAUAUACCUUUAUAAGCCAUAUUAAAAAUCAAAAUUAAAGUAUUAUUAAUAUUAUUAAAAUAAUAAUGUACAAAGAGUUAAGAUGUUACAUAAAAAAAAAAAUUUAAAAAACCAAAAACUACAGGUAUAACAUAUAAUUGCAUUUAAAAAUUCAUAAUUGAUAAUUAUUUUUUUCGUCGUGUUUUAACAACAAAUUUAACAAUUCGAUAAUCACUAUUAUACUGUCGAUACACAAUGUAUUAUUGUAUACUAGGUAUGUGUGUUCAUAUGCAUAUAAUAAAUAAUAAUAUUCCGCGUUUGAUAAUUUUUGUAUGUACUACAUGUACUUUAUGUAUUAUAUUCACAAUAAUAUGUUCAUUUUAGUAUAUUAAAUAUAAAUCAUUAUUCCUUUUAGUUUUCCGUUUUAUAGUCUGUAAUACCUUUUUUUCCAUAUUAUAGCCUCCACCGGAGGGGGGGGCGUGUCCGCAUGGCUUCCUCUGGCUCAGCCUAGUAAGUACUAUACCUGAGUACCUAGAGUACCUACCUACGUCCCAUUAGAGCAUGCGGUAAGAAAAUUUUAAAACUGCACAUUUCUGUUUCAAGACCGUAGUUAGAAAAAUAUUUAACGGAGCAUUGUUUUUGGGCAUUAAUUAAAUUAUUUUGGGGGGAGGUGGUUUUAUACCCCUGAAUUUACCUCUCAAAUUUACUACCAAAUUUGAUAUUUGUUUUCUUUUUAUAAUGACUUAAUCUUAUCGCUAUUUUCACAUUGAUUGUUAUUUUUAGGGAGUUUCAGCACACGCAAUUAAAAUACUUUUGAAGAACUGCACAUUAGCACAAGCCUUGCACCCCAUAUCUUAAUAUAAAUAUUUUUCAUUUGAAAUAAAUUAUCUAUAUAUUAGUAAAAUAAAUUUCUAGGUUAUUAAGACAUUAAGAGUAAAAUUAAUAUCUAAAUAUUUAAUAUCUGAAUGUUUAAAUGUUAAAUUAUAUUUCUCUCUAUUUCUAAUAUUUGUAUAUCUGUAAAGGUUAUUAAUUUAAAGAAUAUUAUUAUAUUACGUAUAUUAUGUAUUCUUGUUAUUAAUAGGGUCUGUGUGCCCAUUAAAUAUGCAAUAUAAUAUAGAAACUAUUCGACAAUAAUCUUCGUCAGCGACCUUUAAACAAUUUUAAUAAAAAUAAUCGUGGAUUUGAUUUCAUAUGUGAUAACCACCACGGGCUAAUUUUUUACUAUUAAUGGUUUUUAUAUAAUACAUCAAUUAAUAAAUAAUAUGCAAUUGUAAAAUAUAAAAGAAAACCGUAAAACCAAUUAUUAUUGUUCGCCCGCAAUCUAUCUCAGACCGCCGCGCACUGUUAUAUCGGUCAUUCAAAUAACUAUUAUAAUCAAGUACCUACGAUUCGGGAUUGCGUGAGAAUAUUUUAUUUUCAAGUCAUGAACGGCUAAAACAAAAAUAAAAGCAAUUUUUUUUUCUUCGACACAUUCGGUACACCUAUCAAUACUAUUGACGGAUUUAAUUACAAUGUAGUGUAUUACUAGUAUAGUGUUGUAUAUAAUGUAUUAUAAACCCUACCCUACAGUCAUAAAAUAUCGUGCACAUAUAGUGUGUACGACUUGUACGAGGCGUAGUUUGUUGACCGCAUUUACAAUAGCCGCACAUAAUAUUAUAGCCGACGAACUUAUCAUAAAUUGCAAUCAUCACGGAUCAUCGGUUUUGUCGAUCGCACGAACAGUUUUAACCCGAUAACAUAGUAUAAUACAAUUCGAAUAUACUAGUAUAUUAUACUGUAGUAUGUAGUAAUGUAGUACGGUUUUUCGCAUAAAUAAUAUAUUUCAAUAUUAAAAUAAAUUUAAUAUAUAUCUAGAUAAGCGACAACUAGAAAAUCCAAUUAUUUAAAUUUAACACCUUUUAUUUUUAUUUUUACUUAUACAAAUAUAUAGGUACCUAUAUAAUAUUAUAUUAGAGUGUACCUACAAAAAAAAAGUUUGAAUCUCCCGAUCGUAGUGAAACUAACCUAUAUAUUAUAAGUAGAUUUUUCAUUCGUUUGCAGUGUCGUGAUUUGAUGUUUCUUGAAAGUCGACCCGGAAUUUUAGUAUUUAUAACUCCCGUCUAUAAAACUUUCCAUUUUACGUAAUGUCAUUGAAUUACCUACUAAUAAUAAUACAAAUAAGUACCUGGCUAACCAACAGGUGUUGUAUAAGUAAUGGUCAAUACUUUGACGACGACUCACUAUUAUACUACGGAGUAGGGGGAGGGGAAUGCUCAUUGUCCCUUCUGGAUCCCUCACUGUUAUAUUUUGUAACAAAAAAAGGUUAAUUUCUUUUGUUAAGGAUUUUGUGAAGUUAAAUAAAUUAGUUUUUAUGUUUAAUAUUCGAAUCAACGUACAACGAAAAAAUAAAAUAGAAAUAAAUUACCAGCACACCUAAAAUUUUUUCCAACUAACAUCGUACUAUUGCAAUAUAAUAUGAAGUAUAUAAUAUUAUAUACUUAUAGGUACUAUGUAUUUUAGAUUCUAAGCGAAAUAAAGAUUAUAUAGAUUUUACAACGAAUUUAUUUUUUUUUUUUAUCUGAAAAAAUUUUCCUCUUAAAAUCUGACUGGGGUGGGACUUUAGGGGGGGUAGCUUUUUGAUUUUCUCGAAAGUUUUCAUAAUAAGUGGGAAAAAACCGUACUAAAAUUGGGAAAAUUUACGAAUGUGUAAUUUUUUAAUAGUAAAUAUUACGGCCUUUCAAAACAUAUAUAACCGAGCUCCGCUCAGAACGGGCGUCCCUAUACAGUUUUCAAGAGAGGGAGGGCAAAUCUAUUUUAGAUUCUUAUUGAAGCGAAAAAGCUUAUGGUUUUACUAAGAUGUUUAUUAUUUAUUUUUUUUAUCUGUGUGCAACUUUUCUACCAGAAGACUUGCUCGGAUUUCUACGUGUAGCACUUAAUCUGUAAGAAAAUCGGUGUAGGAAGGUACUUAAAGGAAGUCAUUUUUCGAUUUUCUCAAGAGUUUUUUCAUCAAAUGUGAAAAACCGAAAAAUAAAACGGGAAAAUUUACGAAAUAUAAUAAAUAUAAAUUACGAUUUUUUUAAAUAACUAUUCUACCAGUAAUUUUACUCCAAAUUAUAAUGAUAGCAAUGUUUCUAAAAAUAAAUUUCACUAAGGAAGUACUUUAAAGAAGUCAUUUUUCGAUUUUCUUCAGAAAUUUUCCCAUCAAAUGCGAAAAACCGGAAAAAUCGAUACAAUAUUAAACAAGUAUUAUUAAAGAAAAUAUAUAAAACUCAUUUAGUUAUUUUACUAUAAAAUACCAUAUAUAUAUUGUUGAAAAAGCAUCACUAUCAACUGAACUUCGUUCAGAAUCGUUUUUUCGUAAGUUAUGGUUUAUCGUUGCUUAUAGAUAUGCAUUAAUUUAUCUUUAACAGUGGCUGCGCCCGUCCCCAUUAUCCUAGGACGUCUUUUUUUAUAUAUUUUUCAUACAGAGUUCAAUGGUAUUAUCUAAGAUUAAGUGAAACUUUUUAAUUUGUCUGUGAUAUUAUCUUAAUUUAAAUAUUUAAACAGUAAUGGUUAUCAGUAGAUAAUCAUUAUUAUCUAUGUAGUUAUUCGUUUUUCUACUGAUAACAGUAAAUUAAAAUUUUGAUCAUUAGUAUUUUGUUGACAAUAAGAACAUUUGUAUACAUUAAAAAUUGUUAAAGGAGCGAAUGCCCCUCCCUCCCUUCUUGGGGAUGCACCCGACUCAUAAUCGUUUUUCGUUAACAACUAAUCGUUACGUAAGAUAUACAUUCAAUUUUCCCUCUACCGUCCUAACUUCUCAGUUUUCCACCUAUACAACAUUAAGAUUCAAUAAAUACAUUAUUAUACAUGUUUAGCCAUUUAGGUAAUAUUUAAAAUAAUUACAUUAUACGAACAUGGAUUUUAUAAUUUAACAAUGAAAUUUGUUUUCAAAAUUAUACAAAUUAUACAAAUUUCCAAUUAAAAUAUUAUCAGUGUAAAAUGAAUGUUUGGGAAUUGUAUUUAUCGUUUCUCAUAAUUAAAAUAAUAAGUUCAUAUCAACUUAUCUAAAAUUAAAAAAUAAUAAUAAAAGAUAUAAUACAGCUAGUUUUUUUUAAACAUUUUACUCAUAAUACCUAUUUUUGUUUUCAAUAGUCUAAAUAAUGCUUUCUUAAUCUUAUUUAGUUUUACAUUAUUAACAAUAAACCAGUAUUUCAAAUGUUCAUUGAAAAAAUUCUUUAUCCUAUCCAUAAUCAAUGUCAAAAAACACGUUGGCUUUUACUUUAGUUUUUUUUCUUCAAGGAACGCGUUUAUCUGGGCAUUCCUGUUUUCCCCUUUAAUACCUUCCACGGUCGUCACGAUACUUAUCUGACAUUUUUAUUAUCAAUUUUCAUAAAACGUUAUCAUCGCAGUCUUCAUCUUCUAUAAGACUGUGUUUUAAUCUUUACAAUUGAAUUUAUUAAUGAUUAUUGAUAAAUUUAAUUAAUUAAUGAUAAAGGAUAAACUGACAAAUUUGACGUUAAACAAGUCAUCGUUGUCGUAAUCAUUGUGCUAAAAUUGAAAAGGUUCAUUCUUAACUUAGUAUUUUAUUAAAAUGUGUUCAAAAUAAUAUAAAAUAUAAUUUAAUGUUUUAUAAAUAUAUAAAAUAUUUAAUAAUAUAUUAUAUAUAAAAUAUUUCAUAAAACAUUGAUUUAUAAAUGUUAGAUUUAAAGAAAACUUAAUACCUAACAUAAAAAUAAAACACAUAAUAGUACUAAAUUUUCAGUUAUUAUAGAUAAUACAAUUUUAAACUAAGAAAACGUCAAUAAUCAUGAAAUUAAAUAAAUCGCUAUAGUUUAAAAUAAAAUCGCAUACACGCGAUGUUAUAUUUUGAAGCAUUUUGUUAUUUUGCAGUUUAAAAAUGAUUUUAAACUUUUUUACGUCAUCCCCUAACAAUUUUUCUAAAACGGUUCUUAAAAUAUUAACCACAGUGGUUAAUUUAGAAUUACAGAUAGGUCAAGUUAUAAACGAAUUCGGCACUACAAACGGAGUAUUAUCAUUACUUAUUAUAUUUCACAAUAAAUAAUGGAUUAUAAAAUAUUAUUUUACUAUUGACACUGUGAAAAUUAUUUACUAAAGAAUGGCGCGUCAUUUUGUGUAUUAUGUCGUCGGUUUUAUCAUCAAAACUGGGCAUAAACAUAGUAUUUCGUUUUGCGGUAUACUAAUAAUAAUAAUAAUAACAAUAUAUUCUCUAACGAAUUUUCAUUCCUUAUAAUUUUAAAAGGCCGCCGCAAGCAGUAUUAUGAAUAUUAUAGAUAUACCUAGUUGUGUACAUUAAACGGUGUGGCCCGUGGACAUCUGCGCCGGACGUCCUUGAAUUUAUUAAAAUUAUGAUUGCAGUAGUAAUUACGUUAUGCUUUUUUUUUUUUGUCGAUUAUACUUGCAUUUUAUAAUAUUAUUCGACCACUCCUAGGAGAAUAUUAUACAAUUAUUUAUUUUAGAUUAUAUUAUUAUAUAGCAUGCGCUCAUAUACCACCAGAUCUACGUAUACAUUACUUAUAUACCUUAGGUACCUACCCUAAUGAUACCCUUGCAGGGUUUGUGCCUCUCAUUAUUUCUUUCCAACAUCUUUAUGAGUAAAAUCGAUUUUCCUCUUAUAUCAAUAACACAUUCUCUGUUACUUUAAAAAAAGUACCAUAAUAGGUAAACCAUCUUACUCCAUUCGUUCACCUGUAAUAUAAUCCUUUUCACGUAAUCAGAUUUUAUACUUACUUACGUAUAUAGUUUACCGUGACUAUUAAUAAUUACACCAACUCCUUGGUCUUCCCAUGUCGCUGACUCCCAUUUUACCGACAUUUUAUUUUGUUAUAACUUACCGGCAACGUGCGUUGCUUGCGUUGCGUUGCUUGCGUAGCUAUGUACACCUGCUCGUGACCUCAUUAUUUCUACAUUAUGCUACUACUUAAACCAAUAACAAAAUGUAAAUUCCAAAAAAAAAUAUAUGAAAUUUUAUUUAUUUAUUAAUAAUAGUUAUAAUACGUUCACGAGAAAAACAUUUUAUAAAAAUAAAAUAUUGAUUAGAUUAUGUUGAACUACUGGUUAGUGUUUGCUUCAUAUAUAUACAUGGUAUUUGAUUGUGUCAAAAUAUUCCAUACCUAGUUAUUAUUUCAAUGUCUUUUAACCUGAAAUAGUUACAAUAUUAAUGGUUAAAUAACAAAAAAAAAAAGCUCAUACUAGGUAUGGGUGUGUCAUUGUUGUAUGUACAGUCAUAUACUGUGUAAAUUGAUAGAUAUAUUUUAUGUAAUGUUGUAUACCUGAAUAUUUUUAUUCAUACUUAAAUUACGUCUAGUACUUUUUUUGCAUAAUUAAUAUUUUCCAUCCCAUUUUUCAGAUUUAGGACUGGCAGUAUAGUAUUAAUAUUUUAGCAAUGUGUGAAAACGAAAUUUUAAUUCAUCAACCUCUUUAAACGUUUUAUUCCUUUCGCUUUUCUUAGCGUUCAUUUUUAUUAAAUUGAAAAAAUAAUAUAUUAUGUUACAAAUAUUAUUCACAAUACAUUUUUAAAUUAUAAUCAAAAAACAGCAAACCAAUAUUAAUACAAUUACAUUGCCAGUCUGAUUGCCAGUAUUAAGUCUGAUAAAUGAAAAGGAAAGUAUUGACUUUGCAAAAAAGACUUAGACUUAUGAAUAAAAUAUAAUUUGGCAAUUAUACAAAAUAUACCCGGGACGCAGUUUACAUAUUCAUAAAAUAUACCUAGGCCACAAUUUACAUAAAAAGGGACGAAAUAUACAGCGACCUGUGAGAAAUAACCCUAUACUAUACACGGAACGAUUAACUAUUGGUAUAACAUUUUUUAGUUUCAAAGCGUAGCAAUUUUUCCAAGAGUUUUCCCAGUAAAUGGGAAAAACGGGAAAUAGGUACACAGUAUUAUUCAUUAUUAAAGAAAAAAUAUAGGUAAUGCAUAUGUAAUUAUUUUACCAUAAUAUGACACAUAUAUAUAUAUAUAUUAUUGACUGACAUAUCAACACUUAACUGAACUCAGAAUCCUUUUUCAUUGAUAGUGGCUAAUUGUUGUUUACAGAUAUACAUUAAAUUUCCCCUCUACCGUCCCAACUUCUCAUCUACAAUUGCAGUGGCCCACCCAUCGUACGAAGUAUCUUUUUUUAAUGUAAAUCAGUUUAAAAUAUUCGUAGGAACUUAAAAUGAUGACAGUAAACUUAUAUUUACUCUUUCUAGACGUGGUAAAACUUUCAGAACAUUAAAACUUAUAGACAUUUUAAUUUUGCGAGUUUUUUACGUAAUUUUUAUUUGGUAGAUAGGUACUUUUUAGAUAAAUUAUUAGACUUCAGAAAUGUUUGAAAUAGGAGGUUCAUUAUAUAUCGUACUUAGUGGUUAAAAAAAAAAAAAUACUUUAGUUUUAUUUAGUAUUUUUUUAAAUUUUUAUAAGAUUUUUAAAAUCAAAUUUUAACGACAAUCGUAAAUAUUACGCCUAUCAAAAUAUGUAUAACUUUGCUCCGAAUCGUUUUUCAUUAUCAAUGGUUUAUCUUUGGUAAUAGGUAUAAACUAAAUAACUACGUAUUCCACCUUCCCCACUAUCCACUUACAACCCAUUUUUAAUUUAAACUCUUUUUUUUUUUUUUUUUUAAUCAUAAUAUAAUUUAAAAGAAAAUGAAUGGACAAACAAUGUUUAUAAAUUGACAUAAAUGAUUAAUGUUAAUAUGAAAACACGUAUGUUAAUGUUAGUCGCUUUGUGCUGUAGGCCAAGUGCUGUUGAACUGGCUAGUAUCGUCGUUCAGUACGGAGGAACGGCGCAGAGAUGCCCGGCUGUUGUUACCACAGAUCUGCACGGACUUGUUGACCGCGGGCGUCAUCAAACAGAUACGGAACAAGGAUGUGGUAAUCGGUGAUUUGUUCAGAGUAAGUCUAUAUGUUUUUUACUGUUUGUUUGCCCAUUUCAACAAUAAGAGCAAUACUCCUGAUCAUAUAUAUUAGGGACGGCCAAUGUAGAUCGCGAACAAUUUCAAUUUCGAUCUCCCUUUGUUAGAAUUAAGUUUUAUAUAAUUAGUAGAUAAAUCUCAAUUGCCGAUAAUUUGUAUCUUAUUAGAUUAUUUGUUGUCAGUUUAUCAAGUAAUACAGUUCAAUGGUUUUUAUGUUGUCGAUUUUAUUUCUGAUAUAUUUAAUUUAUAAUAUUAUACAAAACUGUGAUAAAAAACAUUAUUUAAUUAUAAAUUUUAUUUUUAUUAUUUUUUAUUUAUUUUAUUAUUUUUUUCUUCCAAUUUGGCAGUUUUAGAACAACAGUUCUCAAAUUAACGUUUUUUGUCUCGAUAUUUUAUUAAAUAAACUGAUUAUUAAUUAGUGUAACUAAUCAAAUAGUACCUACAUUAUUAAUAGGCCAUUUCUUAAACUCCGAUUAGAUAAAAAAAAAAAACUAAUAUAAUAUAUUCAAUUUUGGCCAUAAAAAUCUACAAUUACAGAUUUAGAUCACAAAUUUAAAAAUAUUAUUGCUUACCUACAGAAAAGUAUAAAAAAUACAACAAAAUAAAUAUUCUGAAUAUUUAUUCCGAAAAGUGUUAAAAAUAAUAUUCAACUUAUAAUACAAUAAAAGUAUUAAAAUAUUAUUGUUUGAAUUCAUUUUUCAUUUUUUCUCUUUACAUUAAUCUUUACUAACAUAAAACUAUUCUGAGCGGUGUUCGAUCACACAUGUUUUGAAAGGCCAUAAUAUUUACUAUUUGAAAAUAAUAAAUAUCGUAUUUUGAUGACACAUUGGGUGGUUUGUAGGUAUUUAUAAUGAUUAUUCCAUAUAAUUUUGUUAUUAAGAUCUCGAUGUUCCCUUUGCAUUCGCUGUGAUCUAUCUUUCUUGCACUGUCAAUGUCAUCUUUCACAAAUGUUAUUACACCAUACUGUUCAUAGUGAAUUACACCAAUAAGUACAUAACCGGCUAUGUAUCCUCUUCUGCAUAGAUCAGAAUUAUCAAUUGUAUGUGUCUCUUGUAUGGCAAUUAUAUCAAUAGAUAAUAAUAUACUUAAACUAAGUACUACUUACGUAUACGCUGGACCUAUACAUAUCAAUGGGUGAUUAUUUUUUUUCAAAACGAUGUUCAACGAUGAGUUUAUAAUAUUAUUUUCCUACAUAUCACUAAAAGAACCUCUUAUAUAUAACAUAUAUGUAUACAGAGUGAUUCACUAAGUGUGCCAACCAAAUUUUUUUGAUUAAAUUUUGCAUAUAUUCAAAUUCUGAUUUUUGGAAUUUUUAAGUGUAGUUUAAGUCCAUAUUUUCGAAUUCUUAGAUUUUUUACAUUUACGAGUAUCCUAUGGCGAUACCAACUUUGGUUUUUCAAAUGAGAACCUAUAUUAAAAAUUAUAUAUAUAGAGAGAUUCCAUAAGUAGACGGAACACUACUUUAAAUACAUUUUAGUGUCGACAUUUUUAAUUUCCGUCAACCCAUUAACGAGAUACUUCACUUUUAAGUUUAGGCCGAGGGAAAGUAGUGAUGCACUAAUAAAACGCCGCACACCGCGGUGGCAUAUAAAUAAUACUCCAGUAUCUUCCUCAACUUAAAUUUAAAAGUAGAAUAUCUCGUUAAAGGCUUGACGGAAAUUAAAAAUGUUGACACCAAAAUUUAUUUAAAAUAAAAUUAACUAUAUAUUAAUUAUGUUUAUGGAAUUUUUAAUAUAGGUUCUCAUUUGAAAAACCAAAGUUGGUAUCGCCAUAGAAUACUCCUUGAAAGUUGUGAAAAAUCUAAAUGUGAAAAAAAAGAAAUUUAACCAAAAAAAAUGGGUCGAGCACGCUUAGUGAAUCAUUCUGUGUAUUUGUAUAAUACGAGAAUAUUCUAACAAUGUUAAGAUUCUAAUUGUAAUAUAAUAUUGUGACUACCUUAACUAAACUUUCACACCUAUAUCCUAAAUAAUCUUAUGAAUACUCUGGAAACUAAUGCAUAACUAAUAUUAAAGCUAAUUAAAUAUAAUUUACUCGUGAUUUUAUUCACAGUCAGACCUCAUGUAUUACUGGGCUCAUUCUGAACUGAUUAAUACACCGUCAUCGUCUCCGGGACGUAUUAAUCAACCAACAUGGUUAACAGGCAAUAAUUCAGGUAUCAUGAUUCAUUUUGUACAUUUAUGAAUAUUGUUACAGAAUAUAAUAUGUAUAUAAUAUUACCUAAUUUUUUUUUUAUAUUUAAUUUGUGUAAAGGUAUUGAAAAUGUUAAAGAUGGGCAAACGUCUCAAACGUAUUCAAAACCUCCAGAAGAACUACAAGAAAUUCAAAACAAAACUGUUUCAAAACAGGUAUACUUAAUAGGUUUUUCAAUGGUUUAUUGUAAAACUAUAACAUGCAUUUAUGUGUGUAUAAAUAAAUGUAGGUGAUUAAAGUGGCGUAGUCAGAAUUUUCCUAGAGGGGUCAAGGGGGGGCACUAGAUUAACACCAAAUGUCUACACUUAAAUCUUUAUAAUACAUAAUAAUAAUCAACAUACCAUAAGACACUUAUUAUCUCAGAAAGUAUUAACUUUUUUAAAGUUUGUUUUUAGAACAUCUAAAAAAUGAGUAGCUCUAAAAUUUUACAUUACCUUUUUUUCGCCCUUAUUUUAGGGGGUGAAACCACUAAAGAGAAGAGUGGUGAUGCAUCAUUUGUGUGAUGGCAUAGCGUGCAGCGUUUUAGUAUUCCACCACUCUCUCCCCACCGAAACUUAAAAAUGAGAUAACUCGUCAACGGGUUGACGGAAAUUAAACUCAGGUCCCCCUUAAAUACGCCAUUAGAUGCCUAUGAUUUAUUAAACUAUUACUAAAGUUUGAUAAUUCGUAUAUUUUAGCCACCGUUUAAAAACGGCAUAGGUUCAAUACACAAAGAAAACAUGCCAGAUGUUGAAAACAUAUCUGAUUAUUCGCCAAUUAAAACUCCUAAACCAACAAGUUUGCCAAUAAGACGCAAAAAAUCACUGUCUUCGUUAUCCGAUAAAUUCUCAACUCUAUCAAUUGAUCAGUCAAAUGUUCCUGCCAAACAAACGAAUGGAAAUACGCCUGAUGAAAAUUUUUUAAAAAAAGGGAACGGUACACAAUCUCCAUCUAGCAGGACAUCGAUUUCAUCAACACCGAAACAUUGUUCUACUCCGUUGUCAAAUAGUCCUAAUGGUGCAGAUGAUACUCGAUUUUAUACUCCAGUAGGUGUGAAUGACUUCACAUACGAUGGCAUGUCUUCUAUUACGACAACACCGAAAAUUUCCCUUCUAAAUAAGGUCGCCUUUGAUAAUCUAACACCUAAUUCUGAUACAAGUAAUUGUAGUACAAUUAUCCAUAGUACUGCUGAAACAUCAGAAAUACUAUUGAGUUCACCCGAAGUCGCUAUAGAAGCUAUAAAAUGUGAUUUUUCGACAAACUCUCCAGUUUCUACCAACAAAACUGUUGAAAUUAUUCAGAAACAAACUUCAACAAAUAUAGUUUCACCAAUAUGUAUUGAAAGCAAAAACUUACCUUCGUUGAUAAAAGAAAAUUCUACACCAUUAUUAUCUCCUAAAAGUGAAAUUCCGACUUCGUCAUCUUCACUGAUUUUAGAAAGUACUAUUCCAUCACCAUCAUCUUAUCAUAUCCCUGAAAUAAGUAUUUCAUUUCCAUCCCUAAUACCUCUUCCUUCUCACCUAUCUUCACCAAGACUGCCAGACAGUAUCAUUCCACCUCCUCCCCCUCCACCGCCGCCGCCACAAUUAUCAGAGAGUUUAAUUCCACCACCACCUCCGCCACCACCACCACCACCACCCCAAAUACCUGAAAGUUACAUUCCACCUCCACCUCCUCCACCUCAACAACAACCAGAAAUAAAAUUUCCUCCCCUAUCACAAAUUUCCGGUGCUUCCAUUCCACCUCCACCUCCGCCACCACCACUACCACUACCACCACUCUCUCAAGGGAAUUGUGUACCUCCUCCUCCACCACCACCACCACCUCUAUUAAGUAGUACGCUUAACGAAAUUCCGCCACCACCUCCAUUAUUUAAUAAACUACUUUGUAACUCCAAUGGUCCUCCACCUCCUCCGCCACCAAUGACUGGCCCAACACCGUUUCCAGCGCCUCCUGUUGGUGGUUGGAAUGCUCAACGAGAUUGUAAGUAUUGACUAGAAAUUAUUAAAAAUAAGAAGGAAUAUCAUUAGUUAACUGCACUAUUAUAACAUCUAUAUUUUAAAUAUAGUAUUGCGUAAAAAGCCAAUAACUCCGCCAGUACCUAUGCGACCAUUAUAUUGGACGAGAGUUAUAGUGAAAGAACCUAUUGUUGAAACAUACACACCAACUACACCAGAUUCACCGGAUGGGUAAGCAUAAAUUUAUUAAUUUUUAAUUUUCAAAAAACUAAAUGCUAACAUUUCUAUAGUUUAAAACCACUUUGGAGUGAAUUAGAAGAAGCCCCGAUACCAAAUAUUACCGAAUUUUCACAGUUAUUUUCUAGACAAGCAGUUGAACCAAAAGUAGCGAAAAAAAAAGUGCAACAAAAAAAAAAAACUGAGGUGAAUUUGAACAAUUAUGAAUUAUAUAAUUUGCUUUAAUAUGUGUAAAUUAACUUGAAUGGUUUUAUAGGAAUUCAAGCAAUUAUUGGAUACAAAAAGAUCACGAAAUGUAGGUAUAUUAGCUCAAAGUUUGCAUUUGGAUUUUUCGGAAAUAGAAAAUGGUAAUUAUACUUAUACAUUUACAUAAAUGAUCAACUAAUUAUUACGAAUCAAAAAAAUUAUUAAUUCGUCAAUUAAACCAUUCAAUUUUUUCAGCUCUUUAUAAUUUUGAUACGUCUUUGGUAAGCGUUGAAGUACUUCAACAAAUUUAUGAAGUGGUGAGUAAAUAAUGAACAAUUAUAUAAAUAUUUAGAGUGUUUAUUAAACCUAUAAUGUCAAUACGUGUGGCGCACCGAAUAUUACUAUACAAUCAGUCAUGAACUCAUAUAACCUCCUCCGAAAUGUCUUCCUUCACUAAAUUUUUUUAAAAUCAAGUUUUACAUUCAACAACAUAAUAUCGUAUACCCCAGAAUAAAAUAAAAUUUGAUUUCGCCAAAAAUAAUUUAUUCAGUAAUAAAUCAGCCGCGCCGAACACGUACUUUUAUGGGGCGGUUCACCACUGCAUUUAAUUAUAGUGAUGGAUGUCGGGUAGAUAAUACUUGUAAAUUGUAGCAUUGUAGCAUGUGUACCAAUGACAAGGGUUGAGGUAUGAUAAAGUUAUAAGUUAUAAAAUUGAAAUUAUUAUAAACAAACCCCUCCCAAAAAAAAAUUUUGUGUACGCUACUGAUAAUUUCUAUGGAAUAUUGAUAUUAUAAUUACAAUUGUAAAUGAUAUAAUAGUCUAGCCUAACCUAACCUUACAAUAUCUACAGUUGUAUGUUAAAUUGAAAAAUUAAAGAAGAAAAAAUAAAAAAUAUUUGCGAUAGUGUUCCUCAUAAAUUAGAACUUUUUUCCGUUCCUCCUUCCUUUAUUACAAAAGUGAGUCCUUCCAGCCUUCGUUCCUAUAAAAAGAACGUGGUCCUUACCAAUACUGAUACUUUGUUUACCUAUAUAAUUUUUAUUUAUCUAUUUUAUAUUAAUUUACUGUAGAUUGUAAUCAUGUAUUGAAAAUAAUUGUAUAAAUUGCACCUAUGCAUAUUUAGUAGUCUAAUUUUAUAGAAUAGUUGUAAAGAUGUAGAUGAGUGCUUCACUCUCCAAUUCCUCACACACUCAGGGUCUCUGACAUGAUUAUUUUUUACAUUGCAUAUCCUUGUACCCCGAAAUUAUGUCAACGUCCAAAAAAUCUAAAUUUAAGAAUUUUUUGUUGUAGGCUGCUACAGAAGAAGAAUUGAUUUUAAUUAAGGGCCAUUUAGCGUCACAUCCAGACCAACCACUUGACAAACCUGAACAAUUUCUGUUAGAACUCAGCGAAAUACCACAUUUCGGAGAGCGUGUGGCGUGUUUAAUUUUUCAAUCUGACUUCAAUGAUGCCUUAAAUAACAUAGCAAGCAAGUUGAAUAAUAUGAAAGCUACAUCAAGAGUAAAUAUUGCAUUAUGAAUAUUUAAUACCUAUAAUACUAGUAUAUUAAUAUUAUGUAUACUUAUUUAUUAAGUACCUAAGUAUAUAACAAAAUAUACAUCACCAAAUACUAAUUUACCGACCUAUUUUUAUGAUUUUAAUUGUUAAACAGUUUUUAAUGACUUCGGAGGGUUUGAAAAAAGUUUUGGCCAUCAUAUUAGCAUUGGGGAAUUAUAUGAAUGGAGGAAAUCGCCAACGUGGUCAAGCAGAUGGAUUUGGUUUAGAAAUCUUACCUAAACUUAGAGAUGUUAAAAGCAAAGGUAAAAAUAAUUAUAUUAGCAAAAUGAAAAACGAAUGGCGUAGUAUGUAUUGGUAUAAAAAAUUUAACUAAAUGAAAAAGAAAAAAAACUAAGUAUGGUGGAUUUUAACACUUUUAAGCCGAAAAUUAUAAUGUACCUACCAGAUAAAAAUAAUAGAGUAAUCAUCGGAUUUGAUUUAAACGGCCGUUAGGUAGUGAAAAGCCCCUAUGUAGCCUUUUAACAGUUGUUGGACUUCAUUUGGGUGAGUACUCCACAAGAGCGAACAUUGCAUUAUUUUGACUGUUUUUUUACGACAGAAAACAAAAAUCUUUGAUCAGGAAUAUAUAAGUCGGUCUAAUGGUGAAUGGAUAGUGUUUGGAUGCUGGAAAAUGGUCAGUCGGCCACCACACUGACUGUUUCAGUGAUGGAUUUAGUUCUUUGCCCAGGAGGGGGGCAAUAUUUUUAAUAUCCCAUACAUUUACGUGUACAGUUAAACAAAACGUCUAGGGGAGGCCAUGGCCCGUAUGUCCCUAAUUAAACGCCACCACUGGACUGUUCUAAACUCCUAUACAGAUUUUGUAUUUAAAAACGAUUUAAUUUUUAAAAAUUUAGGAUAUAAAUCAAAAUAAUAAUAAUAAGAAGGAUACUGUUCGAGAGUUGCUCAUUGUUGUAGAUAAAAAGUCAAGAAGGUAGGAUAAUAUACAGGGUAUAUUACUAUAUUAGGGUAGAUCAAAAAAAAAUUUUCAUUAGCGGGCUUAUCUUUAUAGUAUAUUUGUACAGGUGUUGCAAUACCAUACAAUCUUCCUUUGAGAAAAUAAAAAUAAAAAUCCAGUACGCGAGCAGCAAUUUUAGGUCAAUAAUGCUAUUUGUAUGUAUUUUAUUCUUUUUACGAUUUAAAUUAUUGCUGAACAAAAAAUGACAUAAAGAUAAAUUAUCAGAAUGAAAUAAGGAACAAAGAAGGUUUGUUUAUUUAGCCGUUUAGUGUAUAGAGAAUUAGGUAUAACCAGCAUUCAGUUCAGGAUUUAAAGGACAUUUUACCCGGAUUUGCAGUGGUCUAACAACCGCGUGACAGCAAAUUUAUUUUUCAGCACGGACCACUCUACUGUUAGUUUUAAUUUUAAAGUAAAUUAAUCUAUUAUUAAACUUAAUGGUAAGAACAUUAUCUGUGUCGUGCAGUCCUUUUUUUCCGUAAUUUUAAUCGUAAGUGAGAUAUCACCAUUUUUAAAUUUACCAUAUAUCGUGCAGUUGUAAAAUGGAGACUUUUUAAAAAUUUAAAAAUAUUUUCAAGAGCAAUUCCACGCUUAACAAAACUACCAUCCGGUGCCAGGAAAAAAGUAGAAUUCACUCUCAUAUAUUUUGUAACUUAAUUUAUAUAAUGUAGACAUUAAUAAAUCAUUAUUCAUUACAAAUGAAAAAAAAUUCAUGCAAUUUAAACAAGUUGUGUAAAGCAUAGGUCAUACUAUUUAUUUUAUAGAUAACUCUAUGACUCUGUUACAUUUUAUUGUACGGACAUACAUAUAUGAAUGUAAAGAACCAAUGAAAGAACCUUUACCUGUGCCAGAACCCAGUGAUGUAGACAGAGCAGCACAUGUAACAUUUGAUGAUUUACAACAAGGACUUAAAGAGCUAACCAUAAAAUUAGCCGGUUAGUAAUGGCUUAAAAAAAAAACCUAAAAUAUUCUAUUGACAAUAAUAUUAAUUUAUUUUCUAUAGGUUGUAAAAAAAAAACUGAUAAAGUAAUAUUAUCAUCAGCGUAUGAUAACUUGGAACCAUUUAAGACAAAAAUGGAAUCAUUCAUAUCAUUGGGUAUGUUGGACAUGUUAUUUAUAUUAAUGAAUCAAAUAUUAAAAUACCUAACUGACAAUUUUGUUUAUUUAUUAUUUAUUCUAAUUUUUAAUUUAUUUACCAUAAAUACAAAAUAAAUUUAUAUAAUAUAUGUAUUAUUUCAUUAUCAUUUAUAAUGUUUACAGCUCAUAGACAAUUAGAAAAUGAACGUGAGAAUUUAGAAGAGAGUAAAAAACUGUAAGAAAUUACAUUUUAGAUAAUGCUUUAAUGUGUUUUAUUAAAAUACAAUGUAACAAUUUUAAAUCUGUUUUAUUUUUCUAGAUUUAUUAAGCUAAUGCGUUUUUAUCAAUUUCAACCAAAAGACAGUAAAAGUCUUUUAGAGGUAGCACCUAAGGAUUUCUUUCCACUAUGGUUACCAUUCUGUACAGACUUUAAAGAUUUUUGGAAUAUGGAACAACAACGAAUAGUAAAAGAAAAGUAAUAAUGAUUAUAAUUAAUAUUAUACGCUAUAAUAAUCUAAUUCCAAGAGCUCUAGUUAAAGUGUGUAAAUAUUAUUUCAGACUUUUAGAAAGUAAAAGAAGAACAAAAGAAAGACAACAAUUAGUUAGGACAAAUAAAAAAUCACUUGAAGGACUGGUAAUAUUUAUUAUUCUAUUAAUUGUAAUAUAUUAAAUAUCUUAACACAAAUACCUACUAAUGUAUAUUUUUCUUUAGAAAAACCAAAUUCAAUCAAAAUUUAAAUAAUUUUCAAAUAUUAAUUUCGCAAGCGAAAAAUACAAUUUAAUCAAAUUCAAGACUGAACUUAUGUUGUUUUAUUAUAUUAUAAUAGUCUAUGAUAAAAACAUUAUGAAAAAUGUCUAAAUGAACAGUUAAUCUAAGGUAAUAUUUUUGUUUUUCUAUAGGAGUAAAAAUGUUACAAUAAUGAAAUUAUUAUUGUUAUGAAUUGAGAGUUUAAAAUAUUGUUCAUAUAUUAACUUCAAGAUUAUAUUCAUACACGGUUGUAUUUUAAGCUUGUAAAACAAAAUUUUUUUUUUUAAUUGUUGGAUUAAUAUUAUAAAGACUGACUAGAUAUUUUAAGUUAAUCUAUAUACCUACUAGACAUUCAUUGAAUAUAAUAUUAUAAUUAUAUUAC
Messenger RNA from Cinara cedri, 53622 nucleotides. NCBI's taxonomy places the organism in Eukaryota, Metazoa, Arthropoda, Insecta, Hemiptera, Aphididae. The record is from the annotation of a GenBank genome assembly.